AAGAGAAGUCAGUCUGACACAAGACAUUGAGUGAGUAGCAAGUGCGCAAUUUUAGUAACACUUAGUAUUAAAAUAGAAAAAGUUCAUCACCAAAGUGGAGUCAUAGGGCGAGAUUUGCCCUGGCGACAUCUGGCCAUGGCGACUGCGAAAAUGAAGAUUAUUCUUCCGUUAGUCGUAUGGAUAUGGCUGAUAACACAAACGACUGCCCAAUCCUUCACCGGCAUUGGUCGCGGUAUCAAAAGGGAGAACUUUUUUCUAAAACUCGAAGACGGCAUCUUUGCGUGCCAAGUAAACGAAACUUUUGACGUACUGCAAGUAUUCCAGCUAUCCAAACUCUGCGACGGAGUGCCGGAUUGCUUUUUAGGAUCAGAUGAACUUAGGAAUGAAUUGAAAUGUACAGACGACUGCCGAAAUGACGAUGGUACUCUUUGCCAAAACGGUGUGUGCAUCGACAAUCAAUGUCAUUGCAACGAUGGCUUUGGAGGCUGUAGCUGCGAAGUACCAGACGAAAACGAAUGCAAGUACAGACCAUGUGACGUGUUUGCGCAUUGUACCAAUACCUUGGGCAGUUUUUCAUGUACCUGCUUCCCAGGGUAUCAAGGAGAUGGGUUUCAUUGCGAAGAUAUCGACGAAUGCGCAGAUCCAGCUAUUGCAUCGAGAUGUGUUCAAAAUGCAGAGUGCUGUAAUCUUCCAGCUCAUUUCUUAUGUAAAUGUAAACCGGGAUAUGAAGGAGAUGGCGAAUCGCUAUGUAUUGAUAUUGAUGAAUGUGCAAGACCCGGAGCUUGUGGUCAAAAUGCUCAUUGUUUUAACACACCCGGAAAUUAUACGUGCGUUUGUCCGGAUGGAUAUGUUGGGAAUCCAUAUGAUGGGUGUAUAGAUGUUGAUGAAUGUCAAAGUCAUAAUGCUUGCGGACCAGGAGCUAUUUGUACCAAUGUAGCAGGAGGAAAACAGUGCAUAUGUCCACCAGGUUACGAAGGAGAUGCCUACACGUUGGGAUGUCACGACAUAGACGAGUGCUUAAGAUCGCCAUGCGGUCAAAACGCUCUUUGCACAAAUUUAGAUGGAACUUUCAGUUGCACGUGCCCUCCAGGUUUCAUUGGAGAUCCAACCAUCGGCUGUUCAGAUAUUAACGAGUGUGAGUCAAGCCCGUGCGCAAGUGGCGCCAACUGCGUAAACAAUAACGGCAGUUAUAACUGUUUAUGUCAAAAAGGCUUCACGGGAUCGGGGAGGGGCGAAGAAUGUUUAGAUGUGAACGAAUGCGGACGACAAGGGGCUUGUGGAAUUAACGCAAAAUGCAUAAACUUGCCCGGGACAUACAAAUGCAUAUGUCCCGUCGGUUUCAAAGGAAAAGGCCACUCAUUUUGUGAAAAUAUUAACGAAUGCCAGACAAAUCCUUGCGGAGAGAACACCAUUUGUAGAGACACGAUAGGAAGUUAUGUGUGUCUCUGCAAAGAAGAUUACACUGGGGAUCCAAUCAAAGGUUGCGUCGAUAUCGACGAGUGCUUGUCGAGGGAAAAACCCUGCGGCACUUAUGCUAUUUGUGAGAACACAUCUCCAGGAUUCAACUGUUUGUGUCCUCAAGGAUAUAGGGCGAGCCCAUCACCACAAAUUGCCUGCGAACAGAUUGAUGUAAACACGCUAUGCUCGUCCAACUUCGAUUGUACGAAUAACGCGGAAUGCGUCGAAGGGCAGUGUUUUUGUCAAAAAGGAUUUAAGCCGAACGGUGCCUCGUGUGCGGAUAUCGACGAGUGCUCGAAUCAACCUUGCGGGCCGAACUCUUUGUGCGUGAACACUCCGGGUAGUUAUCGUUGUGAAUGUGAAAGUGGAUAUGCAGGUGCGCCUCCACGCGUUGAUUGUAAAGCACCGUGCGAAGAUGUUAAGUGCGGUGAUCAUGCUUUCUGUAAACCCGACGGACAAGAAGCUUAUUGCAUCUGUGAAGAUGGUUGGACUUUUAACCCUACCGACAUAGCAGCAGGUUGUGUAGACAUAAACGAAUGUGAUCUCAGUGCUGGUCCAAACGGAAGAUGUGGAGCAGAAGCAAUAUGUAGAAAUUCACCGGGAUCAUAUUCUUGUCAAUGUCCGACAGGAUAUACUGGAAACCCCGGUGAGAGAUGUGAUGAUAUCAACGAAUGUAAUGAAGCCGACUCUUGUGGAUUGGGAGCAGUUUGUACGAAUACACGAGGAGGUUAUAGUUGUAAAUGUCCCGAAGGAACAGUUGCUGAUCCUGAUGCUUACACAAGAUGUAACGAAAUUGUUACUUGUAAAACCGAUCAUGAUUGUCCUGGAAACGCCGUUUGUGAUGGAUUAAAGCGGUGUUUAUGUCCUGAACCUAACAUUGGAAAUGAAUGUAGACAUCCGUGUGAGUCAAUAACUUGUGGACCAAAUGAACAUUGUAUGCUCAUUAAUCAAGAAGCGAAAUGCAUCUGCCAGGAAGGAUAUACCCCAACAAACCAAGGUUGUGUCGACGUAGACGAAUGCAUAGGAAACCCAUGUCAACCGGGCGCUAUCUGCAAGAACGAACCUGGCAGUUUCAAUUGCCAAUGUCCCGGGGGUACGUCCGGAGAUCCUUACAGGACCGGCUGCCUGAAAUCGGCGGUACCAUUCAGCUGUUCGGCCUCGAAGCCAUGUCCCCACGGCGAACAAUGCAUCACCGAUGACUUGAACGGAGAUAACGUGUGUAUAUGUGUACAAGGAUAUGUCAGAGAUCACGACUCCGGCAAAUGCCGCGAUAUCAACGAAUGUACCGAACUGAGAGAGAAACCACCAUGUGGGCUUAACGCAGUUUGUAAAAAUCUACCGGGAAGUUACGAUUGUCAAUGUUCCAGCGGGUUUAACGGAAAUCCUUUCUCUGAAUGCAUAGAAUGUAACCGUCCUGAUUGUCGCUGCCAACCACCUUAUAAAUUAAUGGACGGUAAUUGCGUAUUAGCCGGUUGUUCUUCAGAAGGAAAAUGUCCAAACGGUGCCGAAUGUAUAACAAUAACAGGUGGGGUGAGUUAUUGUGCUUGUCCUAAAGGAUAUAAAUCAUUAAUAGACGGGUCAUGCCAAGAUGUUAAUGAAUGUACUGAAGGUCAUCGAGUUUGUGGGUUCGGAGCCGAAUGUAUAAACAUACCAGGAUCUUUCGAAUGUAUUUGUCCAGAAGGGUAUAGCGGAGAUCCUUACAACGGUCUUUGCUCACCAUCACAGAAACGAUGCAUCAACGACGGUGAAUGUUCAACGAACGAAAAAUGUGUUCAACCUGGUGAAUGUAUUUGUCCUCCACCAUUCUUCAGUGAUCCCCUUGAUAAUAAUAAAUGUAAAAGUCCUUGUGAAAGAUUCGCUUGUGGCAUUAACGCGAAGUGUACGCCAAGUGAUCCUCCCAGAUGUAUGUGCGAGGCUGGAUACACCGGAAAUCCACUUCAAGGAUGUGUCGAUAUUGAUGAGUGCUUAUCUUCCCCUUGUGGUUAUGCGGCCCAUUGUAUAAAUCUAAAAGGUGGCUUCAGGUGUGUUUGUCCUCAAGGUACUCACGGUGAUCCUUAUAAAACCGAGUGUGUCGUCACUCAUGUUACUAUUCCCGAAGAAAAAGGAAAAAGUGAAUGUACACAUAACACAAAUUGUGCUAAUGCGUUAGCGUGCAUAGAAGGAAGUUGUGUUAGUCCGUGCGGCACGUUAUUGUGCGGUCCGAAUUCUUAUUGUGAACCUGAAAAUCACAUUGCGCAUUGCAAAUGUUCGAUUGGAUUUAGAGAAAAUUCUGUAGGACAAUGCGUUUCAAUGUGCGAAGAUCAUCUUUGCGCUAGUGGUGCGCAAUGUAUCGUCACAACUUCUGGCCCAACCUGCAAAUGUAGGGAAGGUUUAAUUGGAAAUCCUUUCCCCGGUGGAAAAUGCGUUCCAGAUGUUUGCUCCAGUAAUAAUCCUUGUUCCGAGCCUCAAGCGUGUAUAGGAGGAAGAUGCAAAGAAAGAUGUGAAGGAAUCAUUUGCGGUGUAGGAGCUCAUUGCGACAAAAAUAGUAAUAAAUGUGUUUGUGACGACUUUUUCAUUGGAAAUCCAGACUUGAUUUGUAUGCCACCAAUUACCGGACCUGCUUGCGAUCCUCCUUGUGGUGAUAACGCUCAUUGCGAAUACGGAUUAAUUAACAAAUGCGUUUGUAACAGCGGAACUUCCGGAAAUCCAUACGAAAACUGUAGAGUAACAGAAAAGAAAUCUUGUUCAAAAACACAAUGUGGAAGAGGAGCUCAAUGUAGAGACUCAUACGGAGUUGUAGAAUGUUUCUGCCCAUCUGGUUACGCAGGUAAUCCAUAUGUAGCCUGUGAAGAUCUCGACGAAUGCUUAAACAAUGCUUGCGGUGAAAGUGCUGCCUGUAUCAACACACCAGGGAGCUACGAUUGUAGAUGUAAAGAAGGAUUCGCAGGAAAUCCAUUCGUUAUUUGCGCAAGAGUACAAGUCGGAAUGUGUGAUGAUGCUCAACUGUGCAGAUGUAACGCGAACCUACUUUGCCCAAAUGGUUUUAGUUGCGAACGUGGAAGAUGUAAAAAUCUUUGCGAAAAAGUUCGUUGUGGUCCAAGAGCAGGAUGCGAUGCAGGAAAAUGUAUAUGUCCGCCAGGAUAUGAAGGAAACCCCCGUGAUCUCCGAAACGGUUGUAAACUCAAAGGGCAAUGUAACAUCGACACAGAUUGUCAAGAUUCUGAAAUAUGUUUCCAGCUUGGAAAAGGUCUUAGAAAAUGCGUUGACGCUUGCAGUAAAAUUCAAUGCGGACCAAAUGCUUUAUGUGUAACCGAUGCUCAUAUUUCACAUUGCAUUUGUGCUGCUAAUUAUAUUGGAAAUGCUGAUGAUUUAUCUUUAGGAUGUCAGCCAGAAGCUAGAACACCAAAAGAAUGCUCUAAAGAUGCGGAUUGCAAGGAAGGAUUUGUUUGUGGAUUAGAUGAAACAGGAAGAAAUAAAUGCUUAAACCCUUGUACUAAUGUCGCUUGUGGAUUAUAUGAAGUAUGUAAACUAGAUAUUAAUCGUCAUCCCACUUGUACCUGUAGAGAAGACUUUUUGUGGAAUCCUGUAUCUUCAGCUUGCGAAAAACCAUCACUACCAGAUUGUAAAAGCGAUAAUGAAUGCCAACAACAAGAAAUAUGUCAUCCAGAUGCUUUGGGCGUUCUUAAAUGCAUAUCUAUUUGCUCCCAAUAUACAUGUCCAGCGAACGCAAUUUGUGUUGCUACAAAUCACAGAGGUACAUGUGAGUGCAUUAAUGGUUAUUCCGGAAAUCCAAAUGAUAGAACAGGAUGCAGACCAAUUGUUGAGAGAGGUUGCACUUCUGAUGUUCAAUGCCCAGAACAAGAUUCCUGCCAAAAAGAACGUAAUGGAUUAUCAUCAUGUAAAUCUGCCUGUCAUCGAAUAACUUGUGGACCUAACGCAUUGUGCAUUGUUAAUAAUCACGUUCCACAAUGUCAAUGUCCACCAGGAUCCUACGCAGGCGAUCCUAAUGACUUACAAAAAGGAUGCGUAUCGGUGCCAUGUGUAUACAAUUUGGACUGUCCACCACAACAACUUUGCAAUAGAUUAACUCAUACAUGUCACGACGUUUGCGACGAAGAAUCUUGUGGUACAAAUGCUGUGUGUAUUGCAGAAUCGCAUACAGCUAGUUGUGUAUGUCCACCAGGAUUUAAACCAAAUCCUGUAGCUGAUAUUAAAUGUAGCCCUGUUGAUUUCUGUAAACCAAAUCCAUGUCAUUCAUCGGCAAAAUGUGAAAGUACUUCUAUAGGAUAUACAUGCAAAUGUCCUCCAAAAUACAUCGGAGAUCCUUUAACAACAGGAUGUAGACCAGAAGGAGAUUGUCCCAAUGGCAAUAAUGACUGCCCUAUACAAUCUGUAUGUCAACAAGGUCGAUGUGUAAACCCCUGCGAAACAACAAUUUGUGGGCCAAACUCAGUAUGCAACGUAGUAAAUCGAAGACCUGUUUGUACAUGUCCUGCCAAAUUCAUACCAUCGGCAAAUGUUGCUAAAGAGGGUUGUUUACGAGUUUCAACGAGCUGUAGUACAGAUUUAGACUGUGGAGAUGAAGUUUGUGUGAAUUCGCAAUGUAAACCAGUUUGCAGGCAUAACGAAGAUUGUUCUAGUGGAGAAAAAUGUUUACACAACGUUUGCAUGGUUCCAUGCAUAAACCAUAAACAAUGCAGAAAUGAUCAAGCUUGUAUUAAUGGGGUGUGUAUAGUAGGAUGUCGGAAUAACAGGGAUUGCAAGCCAAAUGAAUCAUGUAUUAACAACAAAUGCGAAGAUACUUGUCUACAAGCUGGUGUUUGCGGUCCAAAUUCUAAAUGUACAUCAAUUGACCAUAAAGCGACAUGUAGAUGUCCAGAAGGUUUCGAUGGUAACCCAACUCCAGAAGAAGGUUGCGUGAGGAUUCCUUCACAAUGUACAACAAGUCGACAGUGCCCAACAGGCCAUAUGUGCAUUGGAAAUGUGUGCAAUUUACCAUGUUCAAAUACAUCUUCAUGCGCAAUUGGUGAACGAUGCGAUGAUAAUAAAUGUGUUAAAAUUUGCUAUGGAGAUAGUAACUGCCUACCGGGUGAAAUUUGUUUUAAAGGAACAUGUCAACCAGGUUGUUCGAUAGACACCGAUUGUAAAGAAACUCAAAUUUGCAUCAAAAACAAAUGUAAAUGUGCACUUGGAUUCAUUCAAGGCCCGAAUCAAUGCUUGGAUAUUAACGAAUGCGAAGACAAUCCUUGCCAUGGAUCAGCGCAAUGUCUAAACACUCCGGGAAGUUAUAAAUGUAAAUGUGCAGAUGGUAUGAUUGGUGACCCUUUUAUUGAACCAGGUUGUAGAAUUCCAAACCGAUGUAGUAGUGAUAGAAACUGUGCGGUGAAUUUGGCAUGCAAAAGAGGAGAAUGCGUUGAUCCCUGCCAAAAUACAAAGUGUGGACCUAACGGGGCAUGUAUCGUUUUCGAACAUAAACCAGUUUGUACGUGUCCUUAUGGACAUCUCGGGGAUCCAAACGAUCAAAAUAUUGGAUGUUUCAAAGUUGAAUGUUUGAAUGAUAACGACUGCAGACCUGAUAAAUUUUGCAACUGGGAAAUAAAUAAAUGUUCAGAUCCUUGCGAUGAAAUGUCUUGUGGUAAAGGACAAUGUAUUAUCAAGAAUCAUAAAGCAUCGUGCGUGUGUCAAAACGGAUAUGUACUCACUGAUAACAAAUGCGUAGAUAUUAAUGAAUGUGCAACGUUAAAUCCUUGUCAUAUUACAGCAACCUGUCAAAAUAACGAAGGAAGUUUCGUGUGUAUUUGCGCGGAUGGUUUAGUUGGAGAUCCAUAUACAACAGGAUGUCGAAAAUCAACUGAUUGCUUUGCGGACAACGAUUGUCCUGUUUCUGCGACCUGCAUAAACAACCAAUGUAAAAAUCCAUGUGAAGACGUGAAAAUAUGCGGUAAACACGCGGAAUGUGUUCCUACAAAUCAUCAACCAUCUUGCAAAUGUCCCCCUCAAACAAAAGGAAAUCCAUUACAAGAAUGUGUUCCUAUCGAAUGCGAAAAUAACGAUGAUUGCUCCAAUAAUAAAGCUUGCAUUGAUGCACACUGCGUUGAUCCUUGUACAUUACCAAAUAGUUGCGGACAAAAGGCGUUGUGUACUUCUGUAAAUCAUGUCGGAUAUUGCACGUGCGAACAAGGAUAUACAGGAGACCCACAAUUGGGAUGCGUACCACUUCAAUACUGUGCCACUGAUAAUCAGUGUCCAUCAGCAACGAAAUGUUUAAACGGAGUUUGUUCAUCAUUAUGUACCUCAAAUCGAGAAUGUAUUGGUGACCAACUUUGUCUUCAAGGAAUCUGCCAACCUACUUGUAAAACAAAUACAUCCUGUCCCGAUUUUCAAUUCUGCCAGAACAAUAUCUGUACUCAAGAACUAAAAUGUCAAUCAGAUGAUGAUUGUUCAUACCAAGAAAAAUGUUUACGUAACAACAUCGGACAAACUGAAUGUGUAAACCCUUGUGAUGAAAUAUUUUGUGGUAGAAACGCACAAUGUAGAUCAGAAAAUCACCAAGGUGAUUGUUUGUGUAUGCUUGGUUAUUACGGAAAUCCAAGAGACGAGAAACUGGGAUGUCAAGAAAUAGAAUGUGAAUUGAAUAGCCAAUGUUCCUUAGAUAAACUUUGCGAUUUAUACACCUGUAAAAUAGCUUGUUUAACUAAAAAUCCUUGCGGUAAAAAUGCAUUGUGUUCAUCGGAAAAUCACGAACAAGUGUGUUAUUGUCAACCUGGGUUCACAGGGGAUCCCACACAGGGUUGCAAAUUAAUCGAUUUUUGUGCAGACGAUCCAUGCGGACCAGGAGCUGAUUGCUUUAAUUCAAGAGGCUCAUUUAAAUGUGUAUGUCCGAGAGGAACCAUCGGCGAUCCAUAUAACGAAGGUUGCAGAAGUUCAGUUGAAUGCGAGCAAGACAACGAUUGUCCGUUUAAUGCCAAAUGUGACAAAAUAAACACUUAUCCUAAAUGUCGGGACGUUUGCCUUUAUACUACUUGUGGCCCGAAUGCUGAAUGCAUCGCCGUAGACCACCAAGGUCAUUGUUCUUGUAUUAACGGCUAUGAAGGAAAUCCAAACGAAAAAACCAUCGGAUGCCAACCCAAACCGGUACGUUGCAGAUCAACAUCUGAUUGCCCAUCCAAUACUUAUUGUCACCAAGAAAUUUGCACACCAACAUGUCAAUCAGACACUGAAUGCGGAUUACAAGAAGUAUGUUUACAAGGCCAAUGUUUUAAUCCUUGCCAAUUAAAGUCAGCCUGUGGCGUUAAUGCAGAUUGCACAGUAAUUAAUCAUAGAAAAGAAUGCUCAUGUCCCGAAGGCUUCACCGGAAACGUUAACUCGGAAUGCUUGAGACUACCAUCUUCGUGUACUCAAAGAUUAGAUUGUCCUCAGGGAAGCGUAUGUAAAGAUGGAUCGUGUCAUCAACAAUGUUUAAAUGACGAAGCAUGCGCUUUUAACGAGAAAUGUUUAAAAGGAAACUGCGUUCUAACUUGUAGAGUUGAUAAUGAUUGUUUCCUUGGUCAUAUUUGUAAACAAAAUAUGUGCAUAAUUGGAUGCCAAACUGACGACGAUUGUAGCGCAACAGAAUCAUGUAGAAACAACAAAUGUGUCAAUCUUUGUGUUACACAUCCCUGUGGUCCAAACGCUUUGUGUAAUGUUAUAAAUCACAGAUCAACAUGUUCGUGUGGUGAUGGUUUCGUACCAAACCCACUGGCUAAAGUAGCCUGUGUUAGAUCUCCAGCUCAACCUUGCAAUGAAAAUAAAAAUUGUCCACAAGGAACUGUUUGUCUUGACAAAUUAUGCAUGCCUGUAUGUUCGUCACCUAAUGGUUGUCUUAAAAACGAGCGUUGUGAUACAUCUGUUGGAGUGUGUAAACCUCUCUGUAGAAAAGAUAAAGAUUGUAGAAGCGGCGAAAUUUGCGAAAACUUGUCAUGCGUUGUUGGUUGUAGAAGUAAUACAGAUUGUGUAUCCACAAAAGAAUGUCAACUCAAUAAAUGCGUCGAUCCUUGUACAUCAAAAACAGCUUGUGGAUCAAACGCGUUAUGUCAUGUGAAAAAUCAUAAAAAAGUAUGCACUUGUCCUAAACCGCUUAUAGGAAAUGCAGAAGAAUAUUGUAGAUAUCCAGCAAGAACAUGUUACACCGAAGAAGAAUGUACAGAUAAUCAAGUAUGUUUUGCUGGAAUGUGCCAGAAAUUGUGCAGAAGUGAUAAUAACUGUCUGGCAGAUGAAAGAUGCGUCAAAGGGAUGUGCGAUACUAUCUGUAAUUCUGAUGCUAAAUGCGGUAAUAAUCAAAUUUGCGAGAAUAGAAUAUGUCAAGUUGGAUGUAGAAGCGAUACAUCGUGCUCUGCUAAUGAAGCUUGUAUUGAUAAUAAAUGUCAAGACCCUUGCAAUGGCCGUGUGACCUGCGGAACUUGUGCUCUGUGUAGUGUUUCAAAUCAUGUAGCCCAAUGCAGUUGUCCGCAAUCUUUCCUUGGAAAUCCAUUAAUAUCCUGUCAACAACCAGCCGUAAGAUGUGACGGCUCUUGUCAAUGCGAUGAAAUUGGAUACUGCAUAAAAUCCUGCACAAAAGAAAAAGAUUGUCCUUGUGGCGAAACCUGCUCUGGUGGUAAAUGCCGUACUAAAUGUUCCAUCCAAAGUGCGUGUGCAAGAGGUCAAGUUUGUAAAGACGGUGCAUGUAUAGCUGGAUGCAAAUCAAAUUCAGAUUGCCCUAACGUCGAAUCUUGCAUAAGAGGAAAAUGUCAAAAUCCAUGUAAAAUCACCAAACCUUGCGGAAAGAAUGCUCUUUGUCGUAUCGCCGAUCAUAAAGCGCUUUGUAUUUGCCCAGAUGGUUACCAAGGAGAACCAACAAAAUCGUGUGUACCGUUCGAAUGUAAAGCUGAUAAAGAUUGCGAAUCAAACAAGCAUUGUUCUGAUGGUACGUGCCGCAAUCCCUGUUUAGAAUCGAAUGUUUGUGGAAUUAAUGCUCAAUGCAAGGUGGUUAAUAGGCGGCCUCAAUGUUCGUGUCCUAUAGGAUAUACCGGAAAUGCCAUAAUUGAAUGUAAAAAAGCUGGUACAGAUGAGUGUUUAAAAAAUCCGUGUGGUGAAAAUACGCGAUGUCAAACAACCCGCGACGGCUUCGAAUGUCAUUGUGCUCCAGGUUGUGUCGGUGAUCCUUUUAAAGGAUGCGUGUGUGACCCGCAACUAAUCAAUUUGUGCAAAAAUAAACUUUGUGGUGUGAACGCGCAGUGUCGUAUCGUGAACCGCACUCCUCAAUGUUAUUGCCCUAAGACGCAUCCUUCUGGAGAUCCUACAAUUGAAUGUACUGUUGAAGAAGGAAAAGUAGACUGCCGAACAAAGGGUUGUGGUAAGAAUGCGGAAUGUAUUCGCGAACUGGCAUUCUUUGUCUGUAGAUGUUUGCCAGGAACGUCAGGUCAACCAGAUAUAGAAUGUACCAGGGAAUCGGAAUGUAACACAGACCUCGACUGUCCGGACGAAAAGGCUUGUAUCAACCUGCAAUGUAUUGAUCCCUGUAGCCUAAGAGGUGCCUGCGGCUUAAAUGCGCUCUGCAAGACAGUUCUCCAUAGACCAACAUGUUCCUGCCCACAAUGUUAUGUCGGGAUGGCCAACACAGCCUGUCAUCCAGAUCUCAAGUGCUUGAGCACCCAUCCAAGACCGGCGGAUAUUCAACCCUGUUCCAGAAACACCGAUUGUCCGAAAUACUUAGCUUGCAACCAACAGUCAGGAGAAUGUCACAAUCCUUGCGAAAGUUCAUCUUUUAAAUGCAAAGAGAACAAAAAAUGCGAAGUCCAUAACCAUCGCGUUAGCUGUGUUUGCAAAAAUGGAUUCACAGUAAACGAAAGAGGGGAGAUCGCCUGCGCUCCAGAUCAAAUCGAAUGUAUUAGAGACAAUGAUUGCUCACCGACGACAGCAUGUAUUCAACGAAAAUGCCAAAAUCCUUGCACAGCUUUGAAAACGCCACCAUGUUCAGCAGAUAAAUCCUGUGAUGUGAUGAAUCAUAAACCAAUUUGCAUAUGUCUUAAAAACUGCAGUCCAUCUUUGUCAAUAUGUUUGCGGGACAAUGGUUGUCCCCCAUCACUAGCAUGUAGAGGUUUUAAAUGCCAAGAUCCAUGUGUAACCGCAAGUUGUCCAAGCGAUUCCCCUUGCCAUGUAGAAGAUCACAAAGCCAUCUGCAAAUUCUGCCCACCAGGAUAUAGAUCUGACCCAAAGUUCGGAUGCCAGAAAGCAAAUUUGACCUGCACAACGGAAUUGGAUUGUACACAAACAGAAACCUGUAUUAGAGGUGAAUGCGUAGACAUUUGCAUAAACAAAUGCGGUAAAACCGCCAUUUGUAGGGCUCAAGCACAUAAGCCACUUUGUAUCUGCCCCAAAGGAUACAAAGGCGAUCCACUCAUUGAAUGUUUUCCAUCCCUUCCCGUAACAAUUCCAACCACAUUACCAAUGAACAUCACCAAAGGCACAACAAUUACGCCUAUGGUCACAAAAGUAUAUCCUGAUAUUGAAGCAAGAACAAAAUCAACAGUAGCUGGAGAUGAAAUAAUCACGGCCGCAAUAACAACUGUUUUACCUGAAACCACAAUCAUACCAACUACUGCCGAAGACAUAACAAUUACUCCAAUAGCAUACACUCCUGAACAUAUUUCGGAAACAACUACUACACAAAAGCUUAUGAUAGUAACACCAGAAAAAUCUACACAAACACUGACCGACAAUAUUACAACGACAGCAGAAUACGAUAAAACAAGUAAAUACGAGAGGACUACGUUAUCAAUAGGUAACGUAACAACUGAAACGGCAUUGGAAGUCGAAACAUCAACGAGAAAAGAAAUAUCACCAGGAAUUAGCACAGAAUAUCCGGCAACCUCAGUAAAAUCUGUAACAGUAACUUUACCAACUGGUGAAAUUGUAACAACAACACUACCAACUGAAACUCCAUAUGAGAAGGAAACGUCAACAUCAGCUGAAAUGACUCCAGGAGUUACUGCAGAGUAUCCAACGACUCCUACAUACCCAAAAACAACUAAAACUGUAACAGUUACUUUACCGACUGGUGAAGUUGUAACAAAAGAAGUGCCAACUGAAACACCAUAUGGGAAGGAAACACCAACGUUAGCUGAACUGACGCCUGGAGUUACUGCAGAGUAUCCAACGACUCCCGGAUACCCAAAAACAACUAAAAUUGUAACAGUUACUUUACCAACUGGUGAAGUUGUAACAAAACAAGUGCCCACUGAAACACCAUAUGAGAAGGAAACAACAACGUCAGCUGAAAUGACGCCAGAAGUUACUGCAGAGUAUCCUACUACUCCUGGAUACUUAAGAACAACUAAAAUUGUAACAGUUACUUUACCGACUGGUGAAGUUGUAACAAAACAAGUGCCCACGGAAACAUCAUAUGAGAAGGAAACAACAACGUCAGCUGAAAUGAUGCCCGGAGUUACUGCAGAGUAUCCUACGACACAUGGAUACCCACCAACAACUAAAGUUGUAACAGUUACUUUACCAACUGGUGAAGUUAUAACAAAACAAGUACCAACCGGAACACCAUAUCAGAAGGAAACAACGACGUCAGCUGAAAUGACGCCAGGAGUUACUGCAGAGUAUCCAACGACUCCUGGAUACCCAAAAACAACUAAAACUGUAACAGUUACUUUACCGACUGGUGAAGUUGUAACAAAACAAGUGCCCACUGAAACAUCAUAUGAGAAGGAAACAACAACGUCAGCUGAAAUGACGCCCGGAGUAACUGCAGAGUAUCCUACGACUCCCGGAUACCCAAUAACAACUAAAGUCGUAACAGGUACUUUACCAACUAGUGAAGUUAUAACAAAACAAGUACCAACCGGAACACCGUAUGAGAAGGAAACAACAACGUCAGCUGAAAUGACGCCAGGAGUUACUACAGAGUAUCCCACGACUCCUGGAUACACAAAAACAACUAAAACUGUAACAGUUACUUUACCAACUGGUGAAGUUGUAACAAAACAAGUGCCAACUGAAACACCAUAUGAGAAGGAAACAUCAACGUCAGUUGAAAUGACGCCAGGAGUUACUGUAGAGUAUCCUACGACACCCGGAUACCCAAAAACAACUGAAACUGUAACAUUUACUUUACCAACUGGUGAAAUUGUAACAAAACAAGUACCAACCGAAACACCAUAUGAAAAAGAAACAACAACAUCAGCUGAAAUGACGCCAGGAGUUACUGCAGAGUAUCCAACGACUCAUGGAUACACAAAAACAACUAAAACUGUAACAGUUACUUUACCAACUGGUGACGUUGUAACAAAACAAGUGCCAACUGAAACACCAUAUGAGAAGGAAACAUCAACGUCAGUUGAAAUGACGCCAGGAAUUACUGUAGAGUAUCCUACGACACCCGGAUACCCAAAAACAACUGAAACUGUAACAUUUACUUUACCAACUGGUGAAGUUGUAACAAAACAAGUACCAACUGAAGUGCCAUAUGAGAAAGAAAAAACAACGUCAGCUGAAAUGACGCCAGGAGUUACUGCAGAGUAUCCAACGACUCCUGGAUACCCAAAAGCAACUGAAACUGUAACAUUUACUUUACCAACUGGUGAAGUUGUAACAAAACAAGUACCAACUGAAGCGCCAUAUGAGAAAGAAAAAACAACGUCAGCUGAAAUGACGCCAGGAGUUACUGCAGAGUAUCCAACAACUCCUGGAUACACAAAAACAACUGAAACUGUAACAGUAACUUUACCAACUGGUGAAAUUGUAACAAAACAUGUACCAACCGAAACACCAUAUGAGAAGGAAACAACAACGUCAGCUGAAACGACGCCAGGAGUUACCGCAGAGUAUACAAUGACUCCUGGAUACCCAAAAACAACUAAAACUGUAACAGUUACUUUACCAACUGGUGAAGUUGUAACAAAACGUGUACCAACCGAAACACCAUAUGAGAAGGAAACAACAACGUCAGCUGAAAUGACGCCACGAGUUACCGCAGAGUAUACAAUGACUCCUGGAUACCCAAAACCAACUGAAACUGUAACAGUUACUUUACCAACUGGUGAAGUUGUAACAAAACAAUUGCCAACUGAAACACCAUAUGAGAAGGAAACAUCAACGUCAGUUGAAAUGACGCCAGGAGUUACUGCAGAGUAUCCUACGACUCCUGGAUACCCAAAAGCAACUGAAACUGUAACAUUUACUUUACCAACUGGUGAAGUUGUAACAAAACAAGUACCAACUGAAGCGCCAUAUGAGAAAGAAAAAACAACGUCAGUUGAAAUGACGCCAGGAGUUACUGCAGAGUAUCCAACGACUCCUGGAUACACAAAAACAACUAAAAUUGUAACAGUUACUUUACCAACUGGUGAAAUUGUAACAAAACAAGUACCAACCGAAACACCAUAUGAGAAGGAAACAUCAACGUCAGUUGAAAUGACGCCAGGAGUUACUGCAGAGUAUCCAACGACUCCUGAAUACCCAAAAACAACUAAAAUUGUAACAGUUUCUUUACCGACUGGUGAAGUUGUAACAAAACAAGUACCAACUGAAGCGCCAUAUGAGAAAGAAAGAACAACGUCAGCUGAAAGUACGCCAGGAGUUACUGCAGAGUAUCCAACGACUCCUGGAUACCCAAACGCAACUGAAACUGUAGCAUUUACUUUACCAACUGGUGAAGUUGUAACAAAACAAGUACCAACUGAAGCGCCAUAUGAGAAAGAAAAAACAACGUCAGCUGAAAUGACGCCAGGAGUUACUGCAGAGUAUCCAACGACUCCUGGAUACCCAAAAACAACUGAAACUGUAACAUUUACUUUACCAACUGGUGAAGUUGUAACAAAACAAGUACCAACUGACGCGCCAUAUGAGAAAGAAAAAACAACGUCAGCUGAAAUGACGCCAGGAAUUACUGCAGAGUAUCCAACGACUCCUGGAUACACAAAAACAACUGAAACAGUAACAGUAAUUUUACCAACUGGUGAAAUUGUAACAAAACAAGUACCAAGCGAAACACCAUAUGAGAAGGAAACAUCAACGUCAGUUGAAAUGACGCCAGGAGUUACUGCAGAGUAUCCUACGACUCCUGGAUACCCAAUAACAACUAAAAUUGUAACAGUUACUUUACCAACUGGUGAAGUUGUAACAAAACAAGUACCAACUGAAGCGCCAUAUGAGAAAGAAACAACAACGUCAGCUGAAAUGACGCCAGGAGUUACUGCAGAGUAUCCUACGACUCCUGGAUACCCAAUAACAACUAAAAUUGUAACAGUUACUUUACCAACUGGUGAAGUUGUAACAAAACAAGUACCAACUGAAGCGCCAUAUGAGAAAGAAACAACAACGUCAGCUGAAAUGACGCCAGGAGUUACUGCAGAGUAUCCUACGACUCCUGGAUACCCAAUAACAACUAAAAUUGUAACAGUUACUUUACCAACUGGUGAAGUUGUAACAAAACAAGUACCAACUGAAGCGCCAUAUGAGAAAGAAACAACAACGUCAGCUGAAAUGACGCCAGGAGUUACUGCAGAGUAUCCUACGACUCCUGGAUACCCAAUAACAACUAAAAUUGUAACAGUUACUUUACCAACUGGUGAAGUUGUAACAAAACAAGUACCAACUGAAGCGCCAUAUGAGAAAGAAACAACAACGUCAGCUGAAAUGACGCCAGGAGUUACUGCAGAGUAUCCUACGACUCCUGGAUACCCAAUAACAACUAAAAUUGUAACAGUUACUUUACCAACUGGUGAAGUUGUAACAAAACAAGUACCAACUGAAGCGCCAUAUGAGAAAGAAACAACAACGUCAGCUGAAAUGACGCCAGGAGUUACUGCAGAGUAUCCUACGACUCCUGGAUACCCAAUAACAACUAAAAUUGUAACAGUUACUUUACCAACUGGUGAAGUUGUAACAAAACAAGUACCAACUGAAGCGCCAUAUGAGAAAGAAACAACAACGUCAGCUGAAAUGACGCCAGGAGUUACUGCAGAGUAUCCUACGACUCCUGGAUACCCAAUAACAACUAAAAUUGUAACAGUUACUUUACCAACUGGUGAAGUUGUAACAAAACAAGUACCAACUGAAGCGCCAUAUGAGAAAGAAACAACAACGUCAGCUGAAAUGACGCCAGGAGUUACUGCAGAGUAUCCUACGACUCCUGGAUACCCAAUAACAACUAAAAUUGUAACAGUUACUUUACCAACUGGUGAAGUUGUAACAAAACAAGUACCAACUGAAGCGCCAUAUGAGAAAGAAACAACAACGUCAGCUGAAAUGACGACAGGAGUUACUGCAGAGUAUCCUACGACUCCUGGAUACCCAAUAACAAGUAAAAUUGUAACAGUUACUUUACCAACUGGUGAAGUUGUAACAAAACAAGUACCAACUGAAACGCCAUAUGAGAUAGAAACAACAACGUCAGCUGAAAUGACGCCAGGAGUUACUGCAGAGUAUCCAACGACUCCUGGAUACACAGAAACAACUAAAAUUGUAACAGUUACUUUACCGACUGGUGAAGUUGUAACAAAACAAGUGCUAACUGAAACGCCAUAUGAGAAGGAAACAAAAACGUCAGCUGAAAUGACGCCAGGAGUUACUGCAGAGUAUCCUACGACUCCUGGAUACCCAAUAACAACUAAAAUUGUAACAGUUACUUUACCAACUGGUGAAGUUGUAACAAAACAAGUACCAACUGAAGCGCCAUAUGAGAAAGAAACAACAACGUCAGCUGAAAUGACGCCAGGAGUUACUGCAGAGUAUCCUACGACUCCUGGAUACCCAAUAACAAGUAAAAUUGUAACAGUUACUUUACCAACUGGUGAAACUGUAACAAAACAAGUACCAACUGAAGCGCCAUAUGAGAAAGAAAAAACAACGUCAGGUGAAAUGACGCCAGGGGUUACUGCAGAGUAUCCUAUGACUCCUGGAUACCCAAAAACAACUAAAAUUGUAACAGUGACUUUACCAACUGGUGAAACUGUAACAAAACAAGUACCAACUGAAACGCCAUAUGAGAUAGAAACAACAAGGUCAGCUGAAAUGACGCCAGGAGUUACUGCAGAGUAUCCAGUGACUCCUGGAUACCCAAAAACAACUAAAACUGUAACAGUUACUUUACCUACUGGUGAAAUUGUAACAAAGCAAAUACCAACUGAACCGCCAUAUGUGAAAGAAACAACAAUGUCAGCUGAAAUGACGCCAGGAGUUACUGCAGAGUAUCCAACGACUCCUGGAUACACAAAAGCAACUGAAACUGUAACAGUAACUUUACCAACUGGUGAAAUUGUAACAAAACAAGUACCAACGGAAACACCAUAUGAGAAGGAAACAACAACGUCAGGUGAAAUGACUCCAGGGGUUACUGCGGAGUAUCCUACGACUCCUGGAUACCCAAAAACAACUAAAAUUGUAACAGUUACUUUACCGACUGGUGAAGUUGUAACUAAACAAGUGCCAACUGAAACGCCAUAUGAGGAAAGAACUUCAAUAGCAGCUGAAAUGACGCCAGGAGUUACUAUAGAGUAUCCAACGACUCCUGGAUACCCUAAAACAACCAAAAUGAUUACAGUUAGUUUACCAACUGGUAUGGAGGAUCUUGUGACCACAACACUAUCUACCACAGAAAAGGUAAUGACGGUCACUCCGAUGAACAUCUCUCAAUCUUCUGUUGUAAAUAUUACUGAAGAAGCAUCCACAACAUCUUUCAAAAUUGUAACAGUUACUCCUAUCUAUUCGUCGACAGAAACAACUGUACCGGAAAUAACAACACAAGAGCCGGAGACUACAUCUGAAGUGGUCGUUACUGUUACAGCCAUUAAAGAAUUAAUUAAUAUAACUGAAUCUACAUUAUCAUCUACAUUUUCAGUUAGUACGGAUAAUUACACUACGCCAAAAAGCGGAUUGGAGAAUGUAACAACUACUGAAACACCGUUCGCUUCGGUUAGCGUUGUAGAUGAAUUAGUAGGAAAAUCGACCAUAAAUACUACAGAAGAAGUAAUUGUCACUGAAUCAACAGUUUCUCCUUUAUAUACUACCUCAAUGUAUCUUCCUCCUACUGGAAGGACUAUGAGUGUUCCUCCUGACUAUGAAGUUGUUGAAACUAGCACAUUAGAGUUUGAUACAUCCGAAUUGGAAGGUGAUCUUUAUGGAUCUUGUGGUGAAGAUUCAGAUUGUAUCAAUAAUUCCACUUGUAUACAAAAUGUGUGCCUCGAUCCUUGUACAUUUUAUGAUCCUUGUCCAUCUCUUGUAAAUUGUUUUGUAAAAAACCAUCGGCCAAUGUGCUUAUGCCCAUCAGUUUCGAUGGAUACAGUUGAUUGCAAAAUAGAACCAGAUAUAACAUGCCAUUCGCAUUCGGAAUGUUCAACACAGCAAGCUUGCAUAUACGGUAAAUGUCAGAAUCCGUGCAUAGUUGCAAAUCCAUGCAGCCUUCAACAAGACUGUCAAAUUCAAGAUCAUCAGCCGGUUUGCGUUAAAGUAUGCCAGUGUCAAAGAGCGACUGAUUGUCCAGGAUAUGGUUAUAUUUGCGAUGGUUGUAACUGCGUCAGACCAACCAUUUCAACAUCACCCGGAGUUAAAACUGGGUGUGAACAUUGCCCACCUGGGGUCGCGUGUGACCCAACAACCGGAGCUUGCAUUAAGGAGACCAGCACAACACCAGCCACACUAACAGAAACACAAGCACCUAUAACUAAAGUACCUAUAACCACUAUAACAGUUAAUUACACCACAAUACAAAUGGAAGAAACAACGGCUACAAUCUCAGAUAACACCGAAUCAUCUCCAACUAUAACUGAAAUGGAAUAUACCAGUAAGCCGGUGCUACCAAAUAGAACAACAACAAGCACAACGCAAAUACCUGGUUUUGAGUUUACUAGUCCACCACUAACCACAGAAACAAUAAAAGAGGAAGUAGUAACUGUAAUAACAACACCAAAACAAUUUAGGACCGAUGAAGAAAUAACCACGAUAAAAUCGCCCGUUAUAACACCUGAACCAGAAAUUAAUGAGGUUCCACCUCUAGAAAUAACUUCUAGCACAUCAAAAACAACAACUGAAAGUACAUCUGAACCAUCUGAAAUUUUUACAAAGCCUGAAAAAGAAUUGACAAGUCCUACAACUGAGAAACCAUUCGAUUUAGUAAGCGAAAGAAACGCAACAACUUUACUUCCGGAAAAUACUACGCGUGCUACCACGGUUCUGAAAGCCGAAGUGACGAAAAUAACUUCUGAAGUUCCGGUUGUGACGGAAAUUCCUAGUUUUAGAACAACGCCAAAAGAAAUAACAACAGAAAUAUUUAGGGAAACAUCUCAAAAAAUAAGCACUCCAGAAGAGCCUGGAGUAACAUCGAAAGAGUUCGAGAAAAGUACUAGUCAAUUACCAGAGCAGAUGACCACUGUACAAGUUACUAACAUCGAAGGACUGGAAACAGUUACGCCAAAAAUUAUCACUUCUAAAGAACCUGAAGUUAUAAAAGGUACGACUGAAUUACCACAACAGAUGACUACUUUACAAGUAGCUACCACCGAAGGUAUACAAACGAUUACAGGAAAAACGAUCACUUCUGAAGAACCUAAAGUAGCAACUACAGAAGAAGUUAUAAAAGGUACGACUCAAUUGCCAAAACAGAUGACUACUUUACAAGUAACUACCAUAGAAGUACUGGAAACAGUUACACCAAAAAUCGUCACUUCUAAGGAACCUGAAGUAGCAGCUACGAAAGAAAUUAUAAAAGGUACGACUCAAUUGCCAGAACAGAUGACUACUUUACAAGUAGCUACCACUGAAGGUAUGGAAACGGUUACAGAAAAAACGAUCACUUCUGAAGAACCUAAAGUAGCAACUACGGAGGAAGUUAUAAAAGGUACGACUCAACUUCCAGAACAGAUGACUACUUUACAAGUAGCUACCACUGAAGGCAUGGAAAUUGUUACACGAAAAACGGUCACUUCUGAAGAACCUAAAGUAGCAACUACAGAGGAAGUUAUAAACGGUACUACUCAAUUUCCAGAACAGAUGACUACUUUACAAGUAACUACCAAAGAAGGACUGGAAACAUUUACACCAAAAAUCAUCACUUCUAAAGAACCUGAAGUAACAGCUACGAAAGAAGUUAUAGAAGGGACGACUCAAUUACCACAAGAAAUAACUACUUUACAAAUCCCUACAACAGAAGAAACGAAAACAGUUACAUCAGAAAUGUUAACAGAAAAAAUCGGAACAGUUGUGCCCGAAGCAAGAACUACAUUGGAAGGUAUGGAAAUAACACAACCAGUGUUCACUACGGUUAUAGAUAAAGAAAGCUCCCAGUUUCAAGAAAUUACUACAGCAUCUUAUCCAUCUUACGAAUCAUCACCAACUACAAAAAUUGAAGGUGUUACCGAUAAGACGAUACCAAUGCCAACUAUAGAAGCUGAAAUUAGCACGAUUUCUGAAAAAACCACUCUGUCAUCUAAACCAGGUACAAUAGAAGAAUUAGCAACUAGUGUACCGGUAACAGUAGUAACGCCUAAAGUUGUUACAGAAAUAACUGAAACUGCUUCUGAAGCAGAAAAGAUUACAGAAAGGUUAGUAACUACAGCAAUUAUAUCUGAAUCGUCAAUAUCGACAACAUCUACUGUUAAAGAAGAAGGAGUUACUCAACAUGUGGAAAAAACUACGUUAGAAAGUUCUACUAUGAAACAAGAGAAAGAUACAAAACCUUUUGAAACGACAACAACUUACGAGGCUAUAGCAACUGAACCCGGGGAGACUAAAAUAUCAUAUAAAACUACACUUAAAUCUUACACUGGUGCCGAAACAAAGACACCCACAAUCUCCGAAGAACUUACAAGCACAACACCUAAAUCGGAGCGAGAAACGGAAGAAAUACCAACCAGUUAUACAUCACGAACUCUAAUUACAACAGAAGGACUUCAAGAAACGAUUAUUCCCAAAGAAACAGAACUGGUUAUAGAAAGUACUACGUCAGCACCAACCAAAAUCACUGAAAAAACAAUAACAUCUACAGUUUCUGGAGAGGUUACAACUCCUCUACCUAGAGAAGAUCAAGGAACUGAAAAGACUCCAACUGGUUAUACAUCAAAAACAGUAAUUACAACCGAAGCACAACAACCUACAACUAUUCCAAAAGAAACUAAACAGAUAAUCGAAAGUACCACUUCAGCUAUAGAAAAACUAACCACACAAACAGAAAUAGGUGCCGAAACAACAACACUAACACACACAGUUGAAUUUUCAACGGAACCAACACAACUAACAACCGCAGAAAUAGAAACUAGUAGAAACAUUACCGAGGUUGACACUAACAUAACUAAAGGAAGGUGUGAAUUUGAUCGCGAUUGUAAUCCGUACGAGGCAUGCUUAAGUAAUAUUUGCACUAACCCUUGCACUGAAAAGGGAAUAUGUGCGUCAAAUGCGAUCUGUACUGUACAUAAUCACGCAGCAAUAUGUAUGUGUCCGGAGGGAUAUAGUGGAGAUCCGAAAACGAAUUGUUUGCAAGAACCCCCACAGUCGAAAUUACAUAAGUGUACAUCAGACUUCGAUUGUUUGGAAAGCGAGGCUUGCUACAUGUCCUGGUGCCAGAACGCGUGCGAAAUACCAAACAUCUGUGCAGAAACGGCCAAGUGCCAAACGAAAAUGCACAGACCUAUAUGCACCUGUCCAAUUGGAUACGAAGGAAACCCGGCCAUCAAAUGUUUUAAGCCUCAUCCAAUUGGUUGCACGUCAAACGAAGACUGCCCGCUUACGGAAGCGUGUAUCGGAGGAGCUUGUCAAAGACCGUGCGAUAUUCACGAUCCUUGCACACAACAUGCCGUAUGUAUCAACACCAACCACGGAUCGGAUUGUAGCUGCGUUGAAGGUUAUCAAGGAAACGGUUAUGUUGGAUGCGUUCCAGUAUUGGAAGGUCCACCAGUUUGCCAAUACAACGAAGACUGCCCACCAGAUAAACUAUGUGAUCGACUCAAUAGAAGAUGUAUAAAUCCAUGCUUUGAAGAUUCUUGCGGUGAAAAUGCAGAUUGUAUACCGAAAAAUCAUGGAACAGACUGUCAAUGCCUUCCAGGGUUCAUAGGAAACCCAUACAUUCUUUGUAAUAGAGUUCAAGGAUGCAGAAGUGACAAAGAAUGUUCUUCCUCAGAAGCAUGCAUUGCGGGAAAAUGUAGAUCUCCCUGUAAAUGCGGAAUCAAUGCAAAUUGCGAAGUUCAUAACCACAAAUAUACCUGUAAAUGUCCACCGGGUUAUACAGGAAUCGCUUCCAUAGAAUGCCACCCUCCGUCAAAUCCCUGCGAUCCAAAUCCUUGUGGAUUAAACGCUCUUUGCGAACUUGAUAACGGAGUAGGACCGAUAUGUUAUUGUCCAAAAGGAUUAACAGGAAAUCCAUUUAAAAGUUGCAUACCCGAAGGUGAUGAAUGCACUCCAAAUCCUUGUGGUCCAAACACGGGAUGUCGCGUCGUAGCAGGUAAAGCAAUUUGCUUCUGUUUACCAGAAUUUGAAGGAUCUCCACCACAUACACCAUGCACUUUACCAAUUCAUCCGUGCGAUCCAUCACCAUGUGGUCCAAACACACAAUGCACUGUUCUCGGAAAUGGAUUUGCCAAGUGUACAUGUCUAAAUGGUUACAUAGAAGAUAUAAACACGAUUAGAGGAUGUAGAGAACCAAUUAAUCCUUGUCAACCGAACCCUUGUGGCGAAAACGCCAUAUGUGAUCCACAAAGACAACCAGUAUGUUAUUGCCCAGAAGGAACCGUCGGCAACGCUUUUCGAGUUUGUACAGCACCACCAGCAACAAGAUGUCAACCCGGACCAUGCGGAAUGAAUGCUGAUUGUUAUGUAGCGACUAAUAACCAAGAACAAUGUUUCUGUAAACCUGGAUACAUCGGAGAUCCCUACUCAGGCUGUCGCCCAAAACCACCAAGUCCAUGUCUACCAAAUCCUUGCAGUCCUGGAGCUAUAUGUAUCGUUUCACCAAAUGGCCAAUCUCUUUGUCAAUGUCCACCAGGAUUUGGAGGUGACCCGACUGGACCAGAAGGAUGUCACGGUUUUGAAUGUUUAGAUGAUGAUGAUUGUUCGGAUAAGCAAGCUUGUAUGGCUCACAGAUGUCGCGAUCCUUGUCCAGGUGCAUGCGGAAUAAACGCAAAUUGUAGAUCAGAAAAACACCAUCCAGUUUGUACUUGUAAUCCUGGAUUUACCGGCAAUCCUGUUAUCAGGUGCUCACCAAUACCGAAACCAUUACCACCACAAAGCCCUUGUCUGCCUAGUCCUUGCGGAUUGAACACUAUUUGUAAAGUUAUGGGAAAUAGAGCUGUUUGUUCUUGUAUAUCUGACUUUACUGGAGAUCCUCAGUUUGGUUGUCGACCAGAAUGUGUUACAAACUCUGAUUGUUCAUCUGAUAGAACCUGUAUUAAUCGACAUUGUAUUAGUCCAUGUACCACGGGAAAUCUUUGUGGUUUGAACGCGGAAUGUAUGGUAGAACAUCACACCCCUACAUGUCAAUGCCGACAAGGAUUCUAUGGCAACGCAUUUAUACAAUGUCUUCCAAAGCCGAUAUAUGAUGUGCCCCAAAUAAAUAUUUCAAGACCAUGUUCACCAUCACCGUGCGGUCCGGCAGAAGUAUGCACUGCCUAUGAUGGCCAAAUGGCCAUUUGCGAUCCUUGCUUAACACCAAAUGCAAUCUACGAUCCAAAAUGUCGCCCAGAAUGCUUAUUAAAUGCUGACUGUCCUUUCGAUAAGGCCUGCAUCGGACAGACUUGUUUAGAUCCUUGCUUAGGCUCCUGCGGAUUUAGAGCAAUUUGCACCGUAGUAAAUCAUACACCAGUUUGUGCAUGUCCAGCUCAUUUACGAGGAAACCCAUUCGAACAAUGCGUAGAAAUGCCGCAAGAAAAACCAAUGGUAAAGGAAACUUGUGAAAAUGUUAGAUGUGGAGCAAACGCGAUAUGUAGAGAAGAAAACAGUGCUCUAAACUGCGCGUGUAAACCAGGGUUCUAUGGAAAUCCUUGGGUAGUAUGUAGGCCAGUAUGUGUAAUCGAUCCUGAUUGUCCGCAAACUCAAGCUUGUGUAAAUAAUAAGUGCGUAGAUCCUUGUAUAGCCGUUUGUGGAGUUAACGCCCAAUGUAAACCAGUUCACCAUUCUCCAAUAUGUUACUGCCCAGAAGGAUAUACCGGCGAUGCCUUUGUUUCUUGUUAUCCGGAUACUGUUGCAAAAAUACCACCUACAGGUAUCAAUCCAUGCGAUCCAUCACCUUGUGGACCUUUUAGCAGAUGUUUAAUAUCAUCACAAGGAUACCCAACAUGUUCAUGUUUACCGACAUUUAAAGGAACUCCUCCUGCCUGUAGACCAGAAUGCGUGGUAAGCUCAGAAUGCCCUCAAAAUAAAGGCUGUGUGAACCAAAAAUGCGUCGAUCCUUGCCCUGGAACCUGUGGAAAUAAUGCCAUAUGCUCUGUGAUAAAUCAUAAUCCAAUUUGUUAUUGUCGAAAUGGCUUCCAAGGAGAUCCCUUUAUUAGUUGUGUAGCAAUUGGGCUUCCUUCGCCAGUACCAGAACCAAGAAAUCCAUGUGACGCAGCUAUAUCACCAUGCGGACCUAAUUCAAUAUGUCUUGUUAAGGAAGACCGGCCAGUUUGUUCAUGUAUUGCAAAUUAUAUUGGUACACCACCCCAUUGCAGACCAGAAUGUGUAAGAAGCAGCGAAUGUGCCAAAACUAAAGCAUGUGUUCAAGAAAAAUGCAUAGAUCCAUGCAUUGGAGCCUGUGGAAGAAAUGCUGAAUGUAAUAUCAUCAACCAUCGAGCUUUCUGUACUUGUAGCCGUGGUUUCGAAGGAGACGCUUUCGUUGGAUGUACGAAAACAAUCGAUAGAAUGGAAACUCUCUGCAAUCCAAGUCCAUGUGGUCAAAAUACGAUGUGUACAGUUGAAAAUAACCGACCUGUUUGUAAAUGUAUCCCGCCGUACAUAGGAAAUCCAUACACUGGCGGCUGCAAACCUGAAUGUAUAUCAAACGCAGAAUGUCCAAGUCACGAAUCGUGUCUUAACAAUUACUGUAGGAAUCCAUGUGAGGGUCUAUGCGGAGUUAACACAGAAUGUCGCGUAGUCAACCAUAAUCCACAAUGUAACUGCUUCCCUGGUUUUAUUGGAAAUCCAUACACUUCGUGUAGGCAAGAAGAACAUCCAGAAGACGAAAAUCCCUGUCAACCAUCACCGUGUGGUCCAAACAGCAAUUGCCGAAUUUCAAAUGGGCACCCCAUCUGUUCAUGUUCAGUUGGUUUCUAUGGAGUACCACCCAGAUGUCGACCUGAAUGCGUUAUUACUUCAGAAUGUUCAAAUGACAAAGAAUGUAUAAACCAAAAAUGUCAAGAUCCAUGUCCUGGAACUUGCGGUCUCGACGCUAGAUGUGAAGUAAUCAACCAUUCGCCAAUUUGUUCUUGCCCACCUAGGUACACCGGCGAUCCUUUUAUACAAUGUAUCAAAGAAGAAUCUCGAACACCAACACCACCAACUACAUCUCCGUGUAUCCCAUCGCCGUGUGGACUCAACGCGGAAUGUAGAGUACUCGAAGAUAGGCCAGUUUGUUCGUGUCUACCAGGACUUCUAGGAGCACCACCUAACUGUAGACCUGAAUGUGUAAUCAAUCAAGAUUGCCCACCUAAUUUAUCCUGUAUCAACAAAAAGUGUCAAAACCCUUGCGACGGAUCAUGUGGAAUAAAUGCUCAAUGCACGGUUUUAAACCACAAAUCUGUUUGUUUGUGUCUUGAAGGAUUCGAAGGAGAUCCCUUCAGCGGCUGCCGUCAAAUGCAAGUCAUAGACAUUCCUAAGAACCCUUGUCACCCAUCGCCAUGCGGAGCAAAUGCUAUUUGCAAAGACAACAAUGGUUAUGGCUCGUGUACAUGCUUGCCGGAAUAUUUUGGCGACCCAUACGUUAAUUGUCGCCCCGAAUGCAUCGUAAACGACGAUUGUCCGCUUGAUAAGGCAUGUUUCAAUAAGAAAUGCAAAGACCCUUGUCCGGGCACAUGCGGAGUCAAUGCCCAUUGUAGUGUGAUUAAACACAACCCUAUUUGUACGUGUCCAACCGGUUUCGAAGGAAAUGCCUUAAACUACUGUACUGAAAUCCGUAAAAUAAAUGUAGAACCUAGAGAUCCAUGUAGACCUUCCCCAUGUGGUUUAUACUCUAUAUGCCGCGUACAGGAAAGUAGACCAGUUUGUUCGUGUGCACCAGGUUAUCAAGGUGCCCCACCAAUGUGCAGGCCAGAAUGCGUAAUUAAUUCAGAGUGUGCAUUAAAUAAAGCCUGUUCAAAUCAAAUAUGUAUUGACCCAUGUCCUGGUACUUGCGGGUACAAUGCUCUUUGUAGAGUUGUUAAUCAUAUACCAAUAUGUAGUUGCCAAUCAGGUUAUACAGGUGAUCCUUUCACACAAUGUAUUUUAGCUCCAAAACCAUUACCAGAUAUAAUCAGGCCUUGUACUCCAAGUCCUUGUGGCCCAUAUUCAGAUUGUAGAGAAAUCGAUAAUAGAGCUGUAUGCUCUUGUAAAACAAAUUAUUUUGGCCAACCACCUAAUUGCAGACCUGAAUGUGUAAUAAAUACGGAAUGUUCACUAUCACUGGCAUGUGUACAUCAAAAAUGCGUUGAUCCAUGCCCUGGAUCUUGUGGCUCAAAUUCACAGUGCAAAGUUGUGAAUCAUACUCCUGUAUGUUAUUGUCUCAAUGGUUUCACCGGAGAUGCCUUCUCUGGUUGUUUCGAAAUUCCUAAAGUUGAAGAGCCUGUUAAUCCAUGUAAUCCAUCGCCUUGUGGAAUAAAUGCAGUAUGCACUGAACGAAACGGAGCUGCGUCAUGUGUGUGCUUACCAGAAUAUUACGGGGAUCCGUAUCUAAGCUGUAGACCAGAAUGUGUUAUGAAUACGGACUGCUCUAGACACCUGGUUUGUGUAAAUAAUAAAUGCAAAGACCCAUGUCCUGGUACAUGUGGUGUAAAUGCGGAAUGCCGCACUAUAAAUCAUGUCCCAACCUGCUCAUGUCUACCAGGUUUCACAGGAAAUCCACAAAGAUCUUGUCACGCUAUUCCUCCACCUCCAACAUAUUUACCACCAGCGGAUCCUUGUGUACCGUCACCGUGCGGUCCUUAUAGUCAAUGUAGAAAAAUUAAUAACAAUGCGGUAUGUUCGUGUCUACAAAACUACGUGGGUGUUCCACCAAAUUGUAGACCAGAAUGUAUGAUAAGUGCAGACUGCGUACAAAGUAAAGCCUGUAUAAAUAAUAAAUGUCAAGAUCCGUGCCCCGGAACAUGCGGAAUAAAUGCCGAAUGUCGUGCGGUAAAUCACAAUCCUAUUUGUAGUUGUCCUGGACGUUUUAUUGGUGAUCCAUUUGUAAGAUGUUUGGAGGAGAGACUACCACCUUCUCCACCUAUAAAUCCAUGCGAACCCACACCUUGUGGAUUAAAUUCGAACUGUCAAGUAAUAAGAGAUCGACCUGUAUGUUCUUGUCUACCUAACUUUAUUGGUCGUCCACCCAUGUGCAGACCUGAAUGCACUAUAAACGCAGAAUGUCCUGGAAAUUUGGCAUGUAUUAAUGAAAGAUGUAAAGAUCCUUGCCCUGGAUCUUGUGGUAUAUUCACAUCCUGUAUGGUUACAAACCAUUCCCCAAGAUGCCACUGUGAUCCUGGUUAUACAGGAGAUCCUUUCGCAGGGUGUUCACCUGUGCCGAUUGUCCCACCUAGUGAAGAACCACCACAUCCAUGUAAUCCAUCUCCAUGCGGCGCCAAUGCAAUUUGUAAAGAACAAAACUCAGCGGGCUCUUGUAGUUGUUUGCCUGAGUAUUUCGGCGACCCUUACACAGGAUGUAAACCAGAAUGUGUGAUAAAUUCCGAUUGCCCAUUAGAUAAAGCGUGUGUCAAUAAUAAAUGUAAAAACCCAUGUCCUGGAACAUGCGGCGUUAAUGCCGAAUGUACGAUUUCGAAUCACGCACCAUUCUGUUUCUGUUUUGAUGGUUACCGAGGAGAUCCAAUGAUAGCUUGCCAUUUAAUACCUGUUGAAGAAGACACUGACCCAUGCCAACCAAAUCCAUGUGGCGCUUACAGCAUUUGUAGGACCGUAAAUAAUCACGCUGUAUGUUCUUGCCAGGAAAAUUAUAUUGGUGCAGCACCAAAUUGUCGUCCAGAAUGUAUGAUAAGUGCGGAAUGUCCGCUAAAUCAAGCUUGUCUCAACAUGAAAUGUAGAAAUCCCUGUGUUGGCAACUGCGGAAUUAACGCCAAUUGUCACGUAGUUAAUCACAAUCCAAUUUGCAGUUGUAUUCCUAAUCACACCGGCGAUCCAUUCGUACGAUGUAUUCUAGAAGAAAAACGUGUAGAAUUGCCACCUGAAAAUCCAUGUGAACCAUCACCUUGCGGUCCUAAUUCGCAAUGUCGCGCUAUAGGCAGCACUCCAGCAUGUUCUUGUUUAACUAAUUAUAUUGGUAGACCUCCAAAUUGUAGACCAGAAUGUACAAUCAGUCCUGAAUGUCCAAGCAAUCAGGCUUGCAUUAAUGAAAGAUGCAUAGAUCCUUGUCCUGGCUCAUGCGGCCCAAAUGCUGAAUGUACUGUUUUAAAUCAUAAAUCAGUUUGUUCUUGCAUUCCCGGAUAUACAGGCGAUCCCUUUGGCGGGUGUACACAAAUACCAUUAGCCCUUCCUACUGAACAACCACCAAAUCCAUGUAAUCCCUCGCCAUGCGGAUCAAAUGCUAUCUGUAAAGAACGAAAUGGCGCAGGAUCGUGUAUAUGUUUACCAGAAUACUUUGGAGAUCCUUAUUCAGGAUGUCGCCCAGAAUGUGUUACAAACUCAGAUUGUCCUUCAGAUAAAGCAUGCACAAAUAAUAAAUGUCGAAACCCUUGCCCAGGUGUUUGUGGACUAAAUGCUGAAUGCUUAGUUAGGAAUCAUAAUCCAACAUGUUUAUGCGUUCCUGGAUACACUGGAAAUCCAUUAAUAGGUUGCCAUUUACCACCACCAAUUACUGAACUGCCUGAUGUAAACCCAUGUGUACCAUCCCCCUGCGGACCUUAUAGUCAAUGUAAAGAAAUAAAUGGACACGCAGUGUGUUCAUGUUUAAAAGAUUACGUAGGAAAUCCACCAUCAUGCAAACCAGAAUGUAUGGUCAGUGCAGACUGUCUUCAAAACAAGGCUUGUAUUAAAAAUAAAUGCCGAGAUCCUUGCCCAGGUACCUGCGGAGUUAACGCUCGUUGCUCCGUUGUAAACCAUAAUCCAAUAUGUAGCUGUUCUCCUGGAUACACGGGAGAUCCAUUUGUACGUUGCCUUCCUCAACAAAUUCGUGUUCCUACACCUACAGAAGACCCUUGCGUUCCUACACCCUGCGGACCAAACUCUCAAUGUAGAGUUGUUGCAGAACAACCAGCUUGUUCAUGCUUAGCUAAUUAUAUAGGCCGUCCGCCAAAUUGUAGACCGGAAUGUAAAAUAAACGCCGACUGUCCCUCAAACUUAUCAUGUAAUAAUGCAAGAUGCGUUGAUCCUUGUCCUGGAUCUUGUGGACGGUACGCUACUUGUUCAGUAAUAAAACAUUCGCCAGUUUGCCAAUGUACGUCAGGAUAUACAGGCGACCCAUUUUCUGGAUGUAGCCAAAUACCACCUUCUCUACCUACUGAAGGACCAAGAAAUCCUUGUACGCCAUCUCCGUGUGGUGCUAAUGCCAUUUGCAAAGAACAAAAUGGUGCAGGUUCUUGUACCUGUUUACCUGAGUAUUUUGGUGAUCCUUACACCGGUUGUAAACCCGAAUGCGUAACUAACACUGAUUGCGAAAGAACAAAAUCCUGUGUUAACAAUAAAUGUAGAGAUCCAUGUCCUGGAACGUGUGGAAUAAAUGCCGAAUGUUUAGUUUUGAAUCACGCACCAAGUUGUUCUUGCAUAAUUGGCUAUACCGGGGAUCCUUUAAGAGAAUGCCACUUUAUCCCACCAACAACAGAAAAGCCACCUAGCAAUCCAUGUCAACCUUCACCUUGCGGACCUUAUAGCCAAUGUAGAGAAAUAAACGGGCAUGCUGUUUGUACAUGUAAUCAAGGAUACAUUGGCGCACCACCUGCAUGCAAACCAGAAUGUUUAGUACAUUCCGAAUGCGCCCAAAAUAAAGCAUGCAAAAACUUAAAAUGUAUAGAUCCUUGCCCUGGAACGUGUGGAAUAAACGCAAACUGCCAAGUUAUAAAUCAUAAUCCUAUUUGUUCAUGUAGUCCACAAUUCUCUGGAGAUCCUUUCAUACGUUGUUUACCAGCAGAACCUGUUCCAAAUGAAAAUCCUUGCCAACCAUCACCUUGCGGGCCGAACUCUCAAUGCAGAGUGAUCGGCGAGCAAGCGGCGUGUUCCUGUUUACCAAACUAUAUUGGUAGAACACCAAAUUGUCGACCUGAAUGUAUAACAGACUCCGAAUGUCCCAACAACCUUGCUUGCCAAAAUGAGCGCUGCAAAAAUCCAUGUUCAGGAAUCUGCGGCGCAAACGCCUUAUGCACAGUCGUAAAUCAUAAACCCAUGUGCUCAUGCCUUUCUGGAUAUGUCGGCGACGCUCGGUCAGAGUGUCGAUUGCUUCCGCCAUCUACAACUCCAACACCAGAACUGUUAUCACCAUGCAUUCCAAAUCCAUGCGGACCAAAUGCUCAAUGUAGAGAGAAUAAACAAGCUGCUGCUUGUUACUGUAACACCGGAUUCGAAGGAAAUCCAUACGAUACUCAACGAGGAUGUAGACGAGAAUGUGAAAAUAACGAUGACUGUAACACCCAUUUAGCUUGCGUUAACUUUAAAUGCGUCGACCCUUGCCCUGGAAUAUGCGGAUUAUAUGCUGAGUGUAGGGUUGAAAGCCACAUUCCAAAAUGUUUCUGUCAGCAAGGUUACACAGGAAAUGCAUUUGUAGAAUGUAGACAAAUUUUGAUGCCGCCGCCCGUACCUAAAGAUCCUUGCUCUCCAACACCAUGCGGACCAAACAGUCAGUGCAGAAAUAUCAAUAAUCAAGCAGUGUGUUCUUGUUUACCUAAUUAUAUGGGCACACCCCCUCAAUGUCAUCCAGAAUGCGUAGUAAACGCAGAAUGUUCGCCUGAUAAAGCAUGCAUUAAUCAAAAAUGUGCUGAUCCUUGUCCAAAUACUUGUGGUUUGAUAGCGCAAUGUUACGUCAAGAACCACAGUCCUAUCUGUGCAUGUCCACCUGGUUUCACUGGCGAUCCCUUUACCAGAUGUUCGCCGCAACCUCCGCCAGAACCUACAACAACAGAAAAACCUCCAUCGUGUUUCCCUUCACCAUGUGGACCAAAUGCGCAAUGUCAAAUGAGAAAUGGUUUUCCAUCUUGUUCUUGUUUACCAUCGUUCGUCGGAUCUCCACCAACUUGUCGCCCUGAAUGUAUCAUCAAUUCCGAAUGCAGCAGUUCAUUAGCAUGUAUCCAACAGAAAUGUAAGAAUCCUUGCGAAGGAUCUUGUGGAUAUAACGCCAAUUGUCAUGUUUUGAACCAUUUACCAAUAUGCACGUGCGAACAUGGUUUCACUGGAGAUCCUUUUACUCAAUGCUCGCAAAUCCUUAUUGAAAAAGUACCGGAAGAUCCAUGUGCUAACUCACCUUGCGGACCAAAUGCCAAGUGUGAUAACGGAGCUUGCACUUGCUUGCCAGAAUUCUUUGGAAAUCCUUAUGAGUCUUGCAGACCCGAAUGUGUUUUGAGUAACGAAUGUAGUAGAGAUAAGGCGUGUACCCGAAAUAAGUGUAUUGAUCCAUGUCCUGGAACUUGUGGCUUAAACGCUCGAUGCGAUGUAAUUAAUCAUAUUCCAACUUGUUCUUGUCCGGAAGGAAUGACAGGCGAUCCAUUUUCUAAUUGCCGUGUAAUCGAAAAGCAAGAGGCACCGCCAUCAGAACCUUGUAAUCCAUCACCGUGCGGACCAAACAGUAUUUGUAGAGCCAUUAAUGACCACGCCACUUGCUCUUGUAUACAAGGAUUCACCGGAAGUCCACCAAACUGUAAACCAGAAUGUAUCAUCAGUUCCGAAUGUGCACUCACGCAAGCCUGCGUAAAUCAAAAAUGUGUAAAUCCUUGUGCUGGUACCUGUGGCUUAGAAGCUAGAUGUGAAGUAAUUAAUCAUAGCCCAAUCUGCAGUUGUCCAGAAUCUUUAACAGGUGAUCCCUUCCAACGGUGCUAUCCAAUACCGGCACCUCCGCCAAUAGAAGAACCUCAAGAUCCUUGCAGACCAUCGCCGUGUGGACCAAACGCAUUGUGCAGAAAUGUGGGUGGAAGAGCACAAUGCGACUGCCUAGCAGACUAUAUUGGUCAAGCUCCUAACUGUAGACCAGAAUGCGUUAUCAAUCCCGAUUGUCCGAGCACGAAAGCUUGUAUUGGCAAGAAAUGUAAAGAUCCAUGUGUUGGAAGCUGUGGUCAAAACACAGAGUGUCAUAUUAUAUCUCAUACCGUUUCUUGUUCAUGUCUUUUUGGCUACACUGGAGAUCCAUUUACUCAAUGUAUACCGAUCACAAGACCAGAACCAAAUCCAUGUGAACCAUCGCCGUGUGGUGCUAACGCUGUAUGCAAGGAACGUAACAACGCUGGAAGUUGUGUUUGUUUAGAUGAAUAUCACGGAAAUCCAUACGAAGGAUGUAGACCAGAAUGUGCCAUAAAUUCAGAUUGUGAAAAAACGAAGGCGUGUGUAAGAAAUAAAUGCGUCGAUCCUUGCCCGGGAAUUUGCGGACAGUUCGCCGAAUGUCAAAUUAUAAAUCAUAUACCUACAUGUAAUUGCAUAAAAGGAUAUAUCGGAGAUCCAUUUGCCGGAUGUCGAAUAGAACCAGUUAAACAUGAAGAACCAAUGAAUCCAUGCUUCCCAUCGCCUUGUGGACCAAACAGCAUUUGCAGAAACGUCAACAAUCGAGCUGUUUGUUCCUGCGAAAAAGAAUACGUUGGAGCACCUCCAAACUGUAGACCAGAAUGUGUAGUUAGUUCAGAAUGUCCAUCAAACAAAGCAUGUUAUAAGUUCAAAUGUUCAAACCCAUGUAAUGGAGCUUGUGGGAUCGGAGCUAAAUGUGAAGUUAUUAACCACAAUCCACUAUGCAGCUGUCCAAUUGGCUUAACUGGAGACCCGUUCACCAGAUGCGUUGAGCAACCACCUGUUAUUAAAACACCUGAAGUACCACUAAAUCCAUGCUAUCCAUCACCGUGUGGUCCAAACGCAGAAUGUCGACAAUUCAACGAUCAGCCGUCAUGUUCUUGUAAUCCAGGUUACAUUGGCUCCCCGCCAAAUUGUAGACCUGAAUGUGUUGUGAAUACUGAUUGCCCAUCUGACAAAGCUUGUAUCUCAGAAAAAUGUAGAGAUCCAUGUUCUGGAUCUUGUGGAUUUAAUGCUGAAUGCCGAGUUCAUAAUCACAUUCCAAUUUGUACGUGUAUUAGUGGUUUUGUUGGAGAUCCUUUUACGCAAUGCACAAGGAAAAUAGAAGAGCCAGUUACAAAACGACCAAGUGAUCCAUGCGAGAAACAACCAUGUGGACCAAACGCAAAAUGUAAUAAUGGAAUUUGUAGCUGUUUACCUGAAUAUUUCGGCGAUCCAUAUCGAGGAUGUAGACCUGAAUGUACAAUGAAUACUGAUUGUUCUCCAAUGAAAGCGUGUUCAAACCUAAAAUGUAUUGAUCCUUGUAUAGGAACAUGUGGCACAAACGCCAAAUGUGAUGUGGUAAACCACAUCCCUAUGUGUAGCUGUCUUCCAAGCUACGAAGGUGAUCCAUUUACAACCUGCAGACAUGUCGAGCAUAAACCCCCAGUUAACCCUUGUAAUCCUUCUCCAUGUGGAGCAAACAGUAUUUGCAAAAUCAUUAAUGAAGUAGCAGUUUGUUCUUGUCAACCUGGACAAAUCGGUAGCCCACCUUCAUGUCGCCCAGAAUGUAUUAUCAGCGCAGAAUGUCCGCUAACUCAAGCUUGCCUAAACAAUAAAUGUUCUGAUCCAUGUCCCGGCACAUGCGGUGUUAACGCGAAGUGUCAAGUUAUCAAUCAUAAUCCAAUUUGUACUUGUAUGGCUGACCAAACUGGAGAUCCUUUCACCAGAUGUUACCCAAUUCAAAAGGAACCACCACCAGUAAUCAACCCUUGUGAACCAUCACCGUGUGGGCCAAAUUCCGUCUGUCAAGUUCGCGGCGAAAAUCCUGCGUGUUCGUGUUUACCAAAUUAUGUCGGUUCUCCUCCAAACUGUCGUCCGGAAUGUGUUAUAAACCCUGAAUGCGCAUCAAACCGCGCGUGUGUUCAUCAAAAGUGCCGAGAUCCGUGUCCGGGUUCAUGUGGACCAUCUGCAACGUGUGCGGUAAUAAAUCACAAUCCUGUAUGUACUUGCAUAACAGGCUACACUGGAGAUCCAUUUGUUGGUUGCGUUGAAGCGCGAGUACCACUAGUCCCUGAAAUUCUGAACCCUUGUAUGCCAUCGCCAUGCGGUGCCAACGCAAUUUGCAGAGUGCAAAAUAACGCUGGUAGCUGUACCUGUAGCCCCGAUUAUAUCGGCAACCCAUACGAAGGUUGUAGACCCGAAUGUGUUCACAACACUGACUGCCCAUCCACAAAAUCUUGCAUUCGGAAUAAGUGUCAAAAUCCCUGCCCAGGCACGUGUGGUCAAAAUGCAGAAUGUAGAGUUAUUAGCCACAUUCCUUCAUGUACUUGUAUCACUGGAUUUACAGGAGACCCAUAUCGAUUUUGUAACGUCAUACAACGAGACCCUAUUAAACAAGAACCAUCUCAGCCUUGUCAACCGUCACCCUGUGGACCCAAUAGUCAAUGUAAAGAUGUUAAUGGACAUGCUGUUUGUUCGUGUCUACCUAAUUACACCGGAGCCCCACCAUCAUGUAGACCAGAAUGUACCAUGAGCACGGAAUGUCCGUUUGACAAAGCAUGUGUUCGUCAUAAAUGUAUUGACCCUUGCCCUGGAUCUUGUGGAAUACAAGCUUAUUGUAAUGUCAUAAAUCAUAGUCCUAUAUGCUCUUGCAGACCCGGAUACACCGGUGACCCAUUCAUUAGAUGUAUGCACAUACCACCUCCUCCGCCAAAAUACGAAGAACAAAUCCUUGACCCCUGUAUACCAUCACCAUGUGGACCUUAUUCAGAAUGUAGAAAUAUUCAAAAUAGUCCAUCAUGCUCUUGCAAUGUAGGAUACCUAGGAAUACCACCGAACUGUAGACCUGAGUGUACCAUAAAUUCUGAAUGUACCAGUAUACUAGCCUGUAUAAAACAAAAAUGUUCCGAUCCUUGUCAAGGAUCUUGUGGAGUCAAUGCACUUUGUACUGUUAUAAACCAUAUUCCUAUAUGUAGUUGCUCAGAAGGUUUCACAGGAGAUCCAUUUAGUAAUUGUAUUCCUAAACCACCAGAACUACCGCCUAAACCAAACGACCCCUGUAGUCCAAACCCCUGUGGAUCUAAUGCCAGGUGUAACAAUGGAAUAUGUUCAUGUUUACCUGAAUUCCAAGGUGAUCCAUAUCAAGGAUGCAGACCGGAAUGUGUCCUUAAUAACGACUGUCCUUUAACUAAAGCUUGUAUUAAAAAUAAGUGUGUUGAUCCUUGCCCAGGAACUUGCGGUCAAAAUGCUGAUUGCAAUGUUGUUACCCAUGUUCCAAUGUGUACUUGCCCUACAGGUUUUGCUGGAAAUGCGUUUAUAUCGUGCAGACCAAUAGAAAAACCAACAAUACAACGACCAUGUUUGCCUUCACCAUGUGGACCUAACAGUCAAUGUAGAGAAUUUAAUAAUCAAGCAGUUUGCUCCUGCUUGGUCGGGUAUAUCGGUAGUCCACCAUCAUGUAGACCAGAAUGUAUAACAAGCUCGGAAUGUUCGUUAAUUGAGGCUUGCAUAAAUCAAAAAUGUCAAAAUCCAUGCUCUGGCACGUGCGGAAUCGGUGCUCUAUGUCAAGUAAUAAAUCAUAAUCCAAUUUGUUCCUGUCCACCAAAACUUACUGGUGAUCCAUUUGUUAGAUGUCUAGAAUUGCCUGCACUUCCUCCAGAACCAAUAAACCCUUGUGAACCAUCCCCAUGUGGGCCUAAUUCUCAAUGUAAAGUAGCAGGAUCUUCUCCAUCGUGUUCAUGUCUACCAGAAUUCGUUGGCGUACCACCAAAUUGCAGACCAGAAUGUAUAAGUAAUAGCGAAUGUUCCUUCAAUCAAGCUUGUAUAAAUCAGAAAUGUAAAGACCCCUGUCCUGGUAUAUGCGGAGAAAACGCGGAAUGCCGUGUAGUGAAUCAUGUUCCAAACUGUAUUUGUAAUAAUGGCUAUUCAGGUAAUCCGUUUGUCCAAUGCAACUUAGCUUUACCACUUAAAGAAGAAAUUCGAAACCCAUGCAACCCCUCUCCGUGCGGAAGUAACGCAAUCUGUAAAGAACGCAAUGGUGCAGGCGCAUGUAGUUGUCAGCCAGAAUUUAUAGGAAACCCUUACGAAGGUUGUAGACCUGAGUGUGUAAUCAAUUCUGAUUGUCCUUCAAAUAAAGCAUGUGUGAAAAGCAAAUGUCAAGAUCCGUGCCCAGGCACUUGUGGACAAAACGCUCAAUGCCAAGUUAUUAACCAUUUACCAUCUUGCACUUGCAUUGUUGGUUACACCGGUGACCCAUUUAAAUAUUGCAACAUUAUUCGUCACGAAGAACAGCCAAAACCAAUCAAUGUUUGCAAUCCUUCACCUUGUGGUCCAAAUAGUCAAUGCAGAGAAGUUAAUCAACAAGGAGUGUGUUCUUGUUUACCUAAUUAUAUUGGAAGUCCACCUGGAUGUAGACCAGAAUGUACCGUUAGUUCAGAGUGUUCUCAAGAACAAGCUUGUCUCAACCAGAAAUGUGUGGAUCCAUGUCCUGGAACAUGUGGUCUUAAUUCACUUUGUAGAGUACGCAAUCAUAGUCCAAUUUGCUCAUGUAAUAUUGGACACACAGGUGAUCCAUUUACAAGAUGUUAUCCUAUUCCAGCACCUUCCCCUUCAAUUGUGGAAGAUAUCGUUAAUCCCUGUCUACCAUCUCCUUGCGGGUUAUAUUCAGAAUGUAGAGAUAUAGGUGGUUCACCCAGCUGUUCUUGUACGCCUGGUUAUAUUGGCACCCCUCCAAACUGUCGACCAGAAUGUACUAUUAACUCCGAAUGUACCAGUAACUUAGCAUGUAUCCGAGAAAAAUGUCGGGAUCCAUGUCCAGGAUCAUGUGGAGCAAAUGCUCAAUGUUCAGUUGUAGCAUAUAUUCCAAUAUGUACAUGCCCGGAAGGAUUCACUGGUGAUCCUUUUGUUAACUGCUAUCCCAAACCCCCACAACCGACUCAACCACCAAUAAGCGACCCUUGCAAUCCAUCCCCUUGUGGACCUAACGCAAAUUGCAACAAUGGAAUUUGCUCCUGUAUUGCAGAGUACCAUGGGGACCCAUAUAGCGAAUGCAGACCCGAAUGUGUUCUCAGUACUGAUUGUCAAAAAAAUAAAGCCUGCAUAAGACAUAAAUGUGUCGAUCCUUGUCCAGGAACUUGCGGGCAAAAUGCGUUAUGUUCAGUAAUAAAUCAUAUUCCAAUGUGUAGUUGUCCCCCGGAUUUCACCGGAAAUGCAUUUGUAUCUUGUAGUACACUUCCACCAAAACUUAUUCAACGCCCAUGCAAUCCUUCACCUUGUGGACCAAAUAGUCAAUGUAGAGAAAUUAAUAGUCAGGCUGUUUGUUCUUGCGUGCCUGGUUUUAUAGGAAACCCACCCACCUGUAGACCAGAGUGUGUUUCUAGUCCAGAAUGUGCUUUGAACCAAGCAUGUGUAAACCAAAAAUGUAUCGACCCAUGCCCUGGAACAUGUGGCUUAAAUGCCAAAUGCCAAGUGGUAAAUCAUAAUCCCAUUUGUAGUUGUAGUUCAGGUUUUACUGGAGAUCCAUUUGUGAGAUGUCUCUUAAUACCUGAAAGUCCUCCAGAACCAAUAAACCCAUGCCAACCAUCACCUUGUGGUCCAAAUUCUGAAUGCAGAGAAAUUAGAGGAUCGCCUUCAUGCUCUUGUCUAAUUAACUUUAUUGGUUCUCCACCAAAUUGCCGCCCAGAAUGUAUCAGCAACAGCGAAUGUUCUAGUCAUUUAGCCUGUAUAAAUCAAAAGUGCUCAGACCCAUGCCCAGGGGUGUGUGCAACAAAUGCCGAAUGCCAUGUACUUAGUCAUUCACCAAUAUGUUCCUGUAAAAAUGGAUUUACCGGAAAUCCAUUUGGAUUUUGUUCCGAAAUCCCCCCACCUGUAGUGUUGGAUGAAAUCAAAUCACCAUGCGAACCAUCUCCAUGUGGAUCAAAUGCCAUAUGUAGAGAACAAAAUAAAGCUGGCGCAUGCUUGUGUUUACCAGAAUAUAUUGGAAAUCCAUAUGAAGGUUGUCGCCCAGAAUGCGUAUUAAACUCAGACUGCCCCGCCCAACUGGCUUGUAUAAAUAGUAAAUGUAAGGAUCCUUGCCCCGGAACCUGUGGACAGAACGCUCAAUGUCAAGUUAUCACCCAUCUUCCAUCUUGUACUUGUAUAUCUGGUUACACUGGAGAUCCGUUCAGAUAUUGUAAUAUAAUUCGACACGAAGAACCACCUAAACCAAUUAAUGUUUGUAAUCCAUCACCUUGCGGCUCAAAUAGUCAAUGCAGAGAAGUUAAUCAACAAGCAGUAUGCUCUUGUUUGCCAAAUUACAUUGGAACCCCCCCUGGAUGUAGACCCGAAUGUACAGUCAGUUCUGAAUGUCCACAAAAUAACGCUUGUAUUAAACAAAAAUGUAUCGAUCCAUGCCCAGGAACUUGUGGCAUACAAGCUAAGUGUCAAGUAAUUAAUCAUAGUCCAAUAUGUUCCUGCCAGUCUGGUUAUACCGGAGAUCCAUUUACAAGAUGUUACCCAAUACCACCUCCGCCACCAACGCCACAAUUAGAUUAUGUAAAUCCUUGUGUACCGUCACCUUGCGGUCCAAAUUCAGAGUGUCGUGCAGUAGGAUCUUCUCCUUCGUGUUCUUGCCUUUCAAAUUAUAUAGGAAGUCCUCCCAAUUGCAAACCCGAAUGUACCAUUAACCCAGAAUGUUCAAGUAACUUGGCCUGUAUUAGAGAAAAAUGUAUGGAUCCUUGUCCAGGAUCGUGUGGAAAUAAUGCAAAAUGUAGUGUAAUCAACCAUACUCCAAUUUGUACGUGUCUCGAUGAUUACACCGGAGAUCCAUUCACCAACUGUUAUCCCAAACCCCCACCACCACCAAAACCUGUCGAAACAGACCCUUGCAAUCCCUCGCCCUGUGGACCUAAUGCGCUAUGUUCGAAUGGCGUCUGUACAUGUUUACCAGAAUAUCAAGGAGAUCCUUAUAGAGGAUGUAGACCAGAAUGUGUUCUUAAUUCAGAUUGUCCUAAAAACAAAGCGUGUAUCAGAAAUAAAUGUGUUGAUCCUUGUCCAGGAACUUGUGGACAAAACGCUCAAUGUUCAGUAAUUAAUCAUAUACCGAUGUGCACCUGUUUACCAAACCAUUCUGGAAAUGCCUUCAUUUUAUGUUCCCCUGUUAGAGAACCGGAUGUAAUACAUCCAUGUAAUCCAUCACCUUGUGGACCAAACAGUCAAUGUAGAGAAAUUAACAGUCAUGCGGUUUGUACUUGCGUCCAAGGUUUUAUAGGUACUCCGCCAACUUGUCGACCAGAAUGCGUCACCAGCUCCGAGUGUGCUUUAAAUCAAGCAUGUGUUAAUCAAAAAUGUAUCGACCCCUGCCCAGGCACUUGUGGCAUAACUGCAAUCUGUGCAGUAGUCAAUCAUAAUCCAAUAUGCAGUUGUCCGCCUAAAUACACUGGAGAUCCAUUCAUAAGAUGCUUAGUAAUACAAAUAAAACCAGAAAUAGAAGAUCCAUGUGGCCCACCAACACCUUGUGGUCCAAAUUCACAAUGCAAAAAAAUAAAUGAUCUUCCAUCGUGUACUUGUUUACCAGAAUUUAUAGGAACACCACCAUUUUGUAAGCCCGAAUGUGUUAGCAAUUCUGAAUGUCCUGUGAACUUGGCUUGCAUUAAUAAAAAAUGUAAAGAUCCUUGCCCGGGUAUAUGUGGCUUAAAUGCUGAAUGCAAAGUUAUUAGCCACUCACCAAAUUGCGUUUGUAUAUCAGGUUAUAACGGAGAUCCAUUUAGAGAAUGUAAAUUGCCAGAAAUAUCUGCCGCUAUAAACACACCUUGCACACCUUCGCCUUGUGGUGUUAAUGCAAGAUGUGUCGAACAGAAGAAUGCAGGUGCCUGUAUAUGUUUCCCGGAAUACAUUGGAAAUCCAUAUGAGGGCUGCAGACCAGAAUGCUCUUUAAAUUCCGAUUGUGCUUCUCAUUUAGCUUGUAUAAACAGCAAAUGCAAAGAUCCUUGUCCGGGAACAUGUGGACAAAACGCUAAUUGUCAAGUUAUUAAUCAUCUUCCAACCUGUACUUGUUUCCCUAGCUACACUGGAGAUCCAUUUAGAUAUUGCAGGAUACCUGAAGUUGAACAGGAUGAAAAGCCGAUAAAUCCAUGUAAUCCAUCACCAUGUGGUCCAAACAGCCAAUGCAGAGAAAUCAAUCAACAGGCAGUUUGCUCCUGUUUACCAAAUUACAUAGGCAGUCCACCUGGUUGCCGACCUGAAUGCGUACUUAGCAGUGAAUGUCCCCUAAAUAAAGCGUGUAUAAAUCAAAAAUGCGUUGAUCCAUGCCCAAGUUCUUGCGGAUUAAAUGCAAAAUGUCAAGUAAUCAACCAUAGCCCAAUAUGUUCCUGUGAUUCAGGAUAUACAGGAGAUCCAUUUGUUCGUUGUCACAUCAUCGAAAUUACACCCCCUCCACUGGCGCCCAUUGUAAUAGAUCCUUGCGUUCCAUCACCAUGCGGCCAAUAUUCCGAAUGUAGAAACAACAAUGGAUUGUCUAGUUGUUCAUGUUUACCGACAUAUAUUGGAACUCCUCCAAAUUGUAGACCAGAAUGUACCAUUAAUUCUCAAUGCUCCAGUAACAUGGCUUGUAUAAGAGAAAAAUGUAUCGACCCAUGUCCUGGUUCAUGUGGUUCAACUGCAGUAUGCAAUGUUAUAAAUCACAUUCCAAUUUGUACAUGCCCUGAAAGUUAUACUGGAGAUCCAUUUAACAACUGUUACCCUAAACCACCUCCAGUAAUUAUAGAAGAUGACCCUUGUAAUCCAUCACCAUGUGGUUCUAACACUCACUGUACCAAAGGAAUUUGUACAUGCUUACCAGAAUAUCAAGGAGACCCUUACACAGGUUGCCGCCCUGAAUGUGUUCUAAGCACAGAUUGUUUCAAAGAUAAGUCUUGCAUAAGAAAUAAAUGUGUAGAUCCUUGUAUAGGAACUUGCGGUCAAUACGCUGAAUGCAGCGUUAUAAAUCAUAUUCCCAUGUGUAGCUGUCCACAAGGUUACACUGGAAACGCCUUUGUUAGCUGCAGAAUUACUGAGAAACCAAUUGAAACUAAUCCGUGCAACCCAUCUCCGUGCGGACCGAAUAGCCAAUGUAGAGAAAUUAACGGUCAAGCUGUUUGCUCUUGCGUUCCUAGUUACAUAGGAAUUCCUCCGACUUGCAGACCAGAAUGUGUUACAAGCUCGGAAUGUCCACUUACACAAGCUUGCUCAAAUAUGAAAUGUAUUGAUCCAUGUCCCGGAACUUGCGGCCUUAGUGCAUUGUGUAACGUUGUAAAUCAUAAUCCUAUCUGUUCUUGCCCACCCAGCUACACAGGUGAUCCCUUCGUGCGGUGUCAAAUUAUACAACAAGAAGAACUGAAACCAGUGAAUUUAUGCGAGCCUUCACCGUGUGGUCCAAAUGCAGAAUGCCGAAUAUCAGGCGAAUCACCAUCAUGUUCUUGUCUUCCAAAUUUCGUCGGUUCACCUCCAUAUUGCAAACCUGAAUGUAUUAGUAAUUCUGAAUGUCCAACUCAUUUAGCAUGCGUAAAUCAAAAAUGUAGUGAUCCUUGCCCAGGAACAUGUGGAUCAAAUGCUGAAUGUCGUGUUGUGAGCCAUACACCAAAUUGUGUAUGCUUAAACGGUUACACAGGAAAUCCUUUCGCGCAAUGCCAACUAUAUCAACCACCGCCAAUUCAAGAUCUCACUAAUCCCUGUUUACCUACACCUUGUGGCACAAAUGCUAUAUGCAAAGAACGCAACGGAGCGGGAUCUUGUAUGUGUUUACCAGAAUACAUUGGAAAUCCUUAUGAAGGAUGUAGACCUGAAUGUACUCUUAAUACAGAUUGCCCACAAAAUAAAGCUUGUAUAAGAAAUAAAUGUGAAGAUCCUUGUCCAGGAACAUGUGGACAAAAUGCAAACUGUUAUACUAAGAACCACAUUCCAACUUGUAAUUGUUUACCUGGUUACACGGGAAAUCCCUUACAAUUUUGUAAUAUAAUAAGAGAAGAAGAACCUACUAAGCCAAUUGAUGUUUGCAAUCCUUCACCUUGCGGACCAAAUAGUCAGUGUAGAACAGUUAAUCAGCAAGCGGUUUGUUCCUGUUUACCAACUUAUAUAGGAACCCCACCAUCAUGUAGACCAGAAUGUAUUACAAGCGCGGAAUGUAAUCUAAAUAAAGCAUGUAUUAGUCAGAAAUGUAGUGACCCAUGUCCUGGUACAUGUGGCUUAAAUGCUAUUUGCAACGUAAUUAAUCAUAAUUCCAUAUGUUCUUGCAAUUCUGGACACACCGGCGAUCCAUUUGUUAGAUGUUAUCCAAUUCCCCCUGCUUUACCGCCACCAAUUCAGUUUGAACCCAUAACGGAUCCCUGUAUGUUAUCACCUUGUGGUUUGCACGCUGAGUGCAGAAACGUUGGUGGAUCACCAUCAUGCUCAUGUUUGAUUAACUAUAUAGGAUCACCUCCCAAUUGUAGACCAGAAUGUAUUGCAAAUUACGAAUGCGCUAGUCAUUUAGCUUGUAUUAGAGAAAAAUGUGCUGACCCUUGCCCUGGCUCCUGUGGAACCAACACUCAAUGUAAUGUUUUAAAUCAUAUCCCUAUGUGCACAUGUUUCGAAGGAUAUAUAGGAGAUCCUUUUACCAGUUGCCUCCCCAAACCACCUGAAACAGUACCAAUUAAAGAUCCAUGUAACCCCUCACCGUGUGGUUCUAAUGCAAUAUGUAGGGAAGGAAUAUGUACUUGUGUUAAUGAAUUUCAAGGAGAUCCUUAUCAAGGAUGUAGACCAGAAUGUGUAAUGAGCAGUGAUUGUCCUAAAGACAAGGCUUGUGCUAGAAAUAAAUGUAUAGAUCCUUGCCCAGGAACUUGUGGACAAAACGCAAUUUGUACAGUACUAAAUCAUAUUCCCAUUUGUAGUUGUCAGAAAGGUUUUGCUGGAAAUGCAUUUGUUUUAUGUUCCCCAAUUCCAGAAUCUACACCAACAAAUCCUUGUAACCCAUCUCCAUGUGGACCUAAUAGUCAAUGUAGAGCUUUCAAUGGACAAGCAGUUUGCUCUUGUGUACCUGGCUAUCUAGGAAGUCCACCAACUUGCAGACCGGAAUGUAUCAGUAGUUCAGAAUGCAGUUUAGCUCAAUCUUGCGUAAAUCAAAAAUGUAUUGAUCCAUGUCCGGGAACAUGUGGAAUUUUAGCAAUCUGUCAAGUGGUUAAUCAUAACCCAAUAUGCAGCUGUCCUUCUGGACAUACCGGAGAUCCAUUUAUUAGAUGCCAAAUUCAAAUAGUUGAAGAGUACGUAACACCCGUCAACCCAUGUGUGCCUUCACCUUGCGGUCCCAAUUCACAAUGUCUAGAAAAGAAUGGUUCUCCUUCUUGUUCUUGCUUAACAAGCUUCAUUGGAUCUCCACCGAAUUGCAGACCAGAAUGUAUAAGUAACAGCGAAUGUUCAUCAAGUUUAGCAUGUAUAAAUCAAAAAUGUAGAGAUCCUUGCCCUGGUUCAUGUGGAAAUAACGCAGAAUGCAGAGUAAUAAGUCACACUCCAAACUGCGUUUGUCUUACCGGCUUUACUGGUGAUCCGUUUUCGGGAUGUAACGCCAUCGCUUUGGUACCUGAAAUCAUUUCACCUUGUAUUCCAUCUCCGUGCGGUGCAAAUGCUAUUUGUAAAGAACAAAAUAGAGCGGGAUCUUGUACAUGUUUACCGGAUUAUAUCGGAAAUCCUUAUGAAGGUUGUAGACCAGAAUGUAUUUUAAAUUCGGAUUGUCCAUCAAACAAAGCAUGUCUUUCAAGUAAAUGCAAAGAUCCAUGUCCAGGAACAUGUGGGCAAAAUGCUAACUGUCAAGUCAUUAACCAUCUACCAUCAUGUAGUUGUAACUCAGGUUACACAGGAGAUCCAUUUAAUUAUUGCAGAAUUCUAGAAAUUGUUAAAGAUGAAAUUCCGAAAAACCCUUGUAAUCCAUCACCGUGUGGACCCAAUAGUCAAUGUAGAGAAAUUAACCAGCAAGCAGUUUGUUCCUGUUUACCUAACUAUAUUGGAACUCCACCCGGAUGUAGACCUGAAUGCACAGUUAGUUCCGAAUGUCCACUAAAUAAAGCGUGUGUAAAUCAAAAGUGUACUGAUCCAUGCCCUGGAACUUGCGGCCUUAAUAGCAACUGCCAAGUCAUCAACCACAACCCAAUAUGUUCUUGUAUAACUAGAUAUACUGGAGAUCCAUUCACCAGAUGUUACUCAAUUCCACCCCCAAUGAAAGAACCACUACAACCCGUUGUUGUUAAUCCUUGUGUACCGUACCCUUGCGGUCCUUAUUCUGAAUGCCGUGAUAUUGGUGGAUCACCAAGUUGCUCUUGUUUAUUAAAUUACAUAGGAAGUCCACCAAAUUGUAGACCAGAAUGCACAAUAAAUAGCGAUUGUUCAAGCAAUAUGGCCUGUAUUACAGAAAAAUGCAGAGAUCCUUGUCCAGGAUCAUGCGGAUCUAAUGCUCACUGCUCAGUAAUAAAUCAUAUACCAAUUUGCACAUGUCCAGAUGGAUUCACUGGUGAUCCGUUUACAAAUUGUUUCCCAAAACCUCCUGAGAUUCCAAUAGUUGAAAAAGAUCCCUGCAACCCAACGCCUUGUGGACCAAAUGCCGAAUGCAACAACGGAAUCUGCACUUGCUUAACUGAAUACAAAGGGGAUCCAUAUACAGGAUGUCGACCAGAAUGUGUCUUAAAUACAGACUGUCCAAAAAGUUUGGCUUGUAUUCGAAAAAAAUGUAUAGAUCCUUGUCCCGGAACGUGUGGAGUGAACGCUGAAUGUUCCGUUAUAAAUCAUAUACCAAUGUGUUCUUGUCUACAAGGAUUCAGCGGAAAUGCAUUCGUACAAUGUAAUAAUAUUCCAGAUAAAAUUAUUGAGAACCCAUGCAACCCGUCUCCGUGUGGACCGAAUAGUCAAUGUCGUGAAAUUAACGGUCAAGCAGUAUGUUCUUGUAUUAUUGGUUAUAUCGGUAGCCCUCCAACUUGCCGACCAGAGUGCAUUUUAAGUUCCGAUUGUAUACCAUCAGAAGCCUGUGUAAAUCAGAAAUGUGUUGAUCCUUGUCCAGGAUCAUGUGGAGUAGGAGCCAAAUGUCAAGUUGUAAAUCACAGCCCAAUUUGUAGUUGCCCCCCAAGAUAUUCUGGUGAUCCAUUUGUAAGAUGUACCCCCAUCCCGGCUGAACCUCCUGUAGCUAUCAAUCAUUGUCAACCAUCUCCAUGCGGUCCAAACUCAGAAUGCAGAGUUACAGGCGAAUCUCCUUCAUGUUCUUGUUUACCAAGCUUUAUUGGAUCUCCUCCAAAUUGUAGACCAGAAUGUAUCAGUAAUAGCGAUUGUUCCUUUAAUCUUGCAUGUAUCAACCAAAAAUGCAAAGAUCCUUGUCCAGGGGUCUGCGGUGCAAACGCAGAAUGUCGUGCUGUUAGCCAUGCACCAAACUGUUUCUGUUUAUCAGGAUUCAUUGGAAAUCCAUUCGUACAGUGUACGCAAGAAAUUGUCAAACCAAUCGAAAACAUUUCACCAUGUAAUCCAUCACCUUGCGGAAGUAACGCAAUUUGCAAAGAACGCAAUGGGGCAGGUGCAUGCAGUUGCCUUCCAGAAUUUAUAGGAAAUCCUUACGAAGGAUGCAGACCUGAAUGUGUAAUUAAUUCUGAUUGUCCUUCAAAUAAAGCAUGUGUGAGAAGUAAAUGUCAAGAUCCAUGUCCAGGAACAUGUGGACAAAAUGCGCAAUGUCAAGUUAUUAACCAUUUACCAUCUUGCACUUGCAUUUCUGGUUACACCGGUGAUCCAUUUAGAUAUUGUAACAUCAUCCGACAGGAAGAACAACCAAAACCAAUUAAUGUAUGCAAUCCCUCACCUUGUGGUCCAAACAGUCAGUGUAGAGAAGUUAACCAACAAGCUGUAUGUUCUUGUUUACCAAAUUACAUAGGAACGCCACCUGGUUGUAGACCAGAGUGUACCGUUAGUUCAGAAUGUGCACAAAAUAAAGCAUGCGUUAACCAAAAAUGUAGUGAUCCGUGUCCUGGAACUUGCGGAUUAAAUACCGAAUGCACAGUCAUUAAUCAUAGUCCAAUUUGUUCUUGUUCUCCCGGAUUUACAGGAGAUCCGUUUACUAGAUGUUACCAACCACCACCAUCAAUUUCUAUUGUCUCACCUAUUAGGGAUCCCUGUAUACCAUCGCCUUGCGGACCGAAUUCAGAAUGUAGGAACAUACAAAACUUGCCAUCUUGUUCAUGUUUACCUAAUUAUUUUGGAACUCCACCUAAUUGUCGACCUGAAUGUGUUAUCAAUUCCGAAUGCACCAGCAAUUUGGCUUGUAUUAGAGAAAAAUGUACAGAUCCUUGUCCUGGAUCCUGUGGGACCAAUGCUUUAUGUAGUGUUAUCAAUCACAACCCAACAUGUACGUGUCCUGAGCAAUAUACCGGUGAUCCAUUUGUCAACUGUUUCGCAAAACCACCUGUGGUCGAAGAACCCAUUAAGGAUCCAUGUAAUCCAUCACCUUGUGGACCAAAUGCUCAAUGUAAUCAAGGCAUUUGCACUUGUAUACCAGAAUACCAAGGAGACCCUUACAGAGAAUGCAGACCAGAAUGUCUUUUGAGUAUCGACUGUCCUAAAAAUAAAGCUUGUAUACGUAAUAAAUGCGUUGAUCCCUGCCCGGGAACUUGCGGAAGCAAUGCUCUGUGCUCUGUGAUAAAUCAUAUUCCAAUGUGUUCAUGCCCAGAAGAGUACUCUGGAAAUGCUUUUGUUGCAUGUCAUCCAUUCACGCCACCACAAGUUGUAAAUCCAUGUGUUCCAUCACCUUGUGGUCCAAACAGUCAAUGUAGAGAAAUUAAUGGUCAAGCAGUUUGUUCGUGUGUACCUGGAUUUAUAGGAAGCCCACCAACUUGUAGACCUGAAUGCGUAACAAGCUCAGAAUGUCCCUUAAAUAAAGCGUGCGCUAAUCAAAAAUGUAUAGACCCAUGUCCAGGUACAUGUGGAUUUAGUGCUAUCUGUAAUGUUAUAAAUCAUAACCCAAUAUGUUCGUGUCCCCCACGAUAUACAGGAGAUCCAUUUACUAGGUGUUUACCACAACAAGACGACAUUCGUCCGCCAAUUAAUCCUUGCCAACCGUCACCAUGCGGACCUUAUUCCGAAUGCAAAGUUUCCGGCGAAAGCCCUUCGUGUUCAUGUUUGGCAAAUUACGUAGGAUCUCCCCCUAAUUGCCGCCCGGAAUGUAUUAGCAAUAGCGAAUGUCCCAAUCAUUUAGCGUGUAUAAACCAAAAAUGCGCCGACCCUUGCCCAGGAGCCUGUGGUACUAACGCCAACUGUAGGGUGGUUAGUCACUCUCCAAACUGUGCGUGUCUCCAAGGUUAUAUAGGAAGUCCAUUUACAAACUGCGAACUUCCACAAUCUGAGCCACCCACUGAAGUUAUAAAUCCUUGUGUUCCUUCCCCCUGUGGAGCAAAUGCUGUUUGUAGAGAACAAAACGGCGCAGGGUCAUGUUCGUGUCUACCCGAACAUAUUGGAAAUCCCUAUGAAGGUUGUAGGCCCGAAUGUAUCCAAAACUCUGAUUGUCCUUCAAAUAGAGCAUGUAUUCGAAAUAAGUGCCAAGACCCUUGUCCUGGCACUUGCGGCCAAAAUGCGGAUUGUCAAGUUAUAGCUCAUCUUCCUACGUGCACUUGUCGCGCUGGAUUUACCGGAAAUCCAUUCCAAUAUUGCAACCCACUUCCACCACCCACUGAAGAUAUUCCUCGAGAUGUAUGUAAUCCCUCACCUUGCGGUCCAAACAGUCAGUGUAAAGAAGUAAACAAACAAGCUGUCUGCUCUUGUCUGGCUAAUUACAUCGGUAGCCCACCAAAUUGUAGACCCGAAUGUACUGUUAGUAGCGAAUGUUCCUUUGACAAAGCUUGCAUAAACCAAAAAUGCGUCGAUCCUUGUCCCGGUGUGUGUGGAAUAAACACACAAUGUCAAGUGAUAAAUCACAGCCCUAUAUGUACUUGUAAUAGCCGACAUACCGGAGAUCCUUUCACUAGGUGCUACCCAAUACCUCCACUUCCAUCACUGCCAGCCCCACUGCCUACCGAUCCAUGUGUUCCAAGCCCUUGUGGUUCAAAUGCUCAAUGUAGAAAUAUUGGAGGUACCCCGUCAUGCUCUUGCCUGCCAGAAUUUAUAGGUUCACCACCAAACUGCCGCCCAGAAUGUACCAUAAACUCAGAAUGUACCAGUAAUUUGGCAUGUAUUAACCAAAAAUGUAGAGAUCCUUGCCCUGGGUCUUGUGGCACAAAUGCUCAAUGUAAAGUAAUCAACCAUAUUCCAAGCUGUACUUGUCCCGAAAGUUACACUGGAGAUCCAUUUGCAAAUUGUUAUUUAAAACCACCCAUGGAAGAUAUACCAGAUCCUUGCAAUCCAUCGCCUUGUGGACCCAAUGCUCAAUGCAAUAAUGGAAUUUGUACUUGUAUCCCAGAAUAUCAUGGAGAUCCUUAUAGAGAAUGUAGACCAGAAUGCGUCCUGAACACAGAUUGUGAAAAAGACAAAGCAUGCAUUAGAAACAAGUGUGUUAAUCCUUGUCCAGGAACAUGCGGUCAAAAUGCUGUCUGUAACGUAAUCAAUCACAUUCCAAUGUGUUCUUGUAGCCCAGGUUUUACCGGAAGUCCGUUUGUAUUAUGCACACCGAUACCACCCCCCAUAAAACCAAACCCAUGUAAUCCUUCUCCUUGUGGUUCGUACAGUCAAUGCAAAGAAAUUAAUGGUCAAGCUGUAUGCUCGUGCAUACCUUCGUACAUAGGAAGCCCACCUACUUGUCGACCAGAAUGUACAACUAGUUCCGAAUGCUUGCAAAGUCAAGCAUGUAACAAUCAAAAAUGCAUAGAUCCAUGUCCAGGAACAUGUGGCAUAUCAGCUCUUUGCCACGUAGUCAAUCAUAAUCCUAUUUGCAGUUGUCCUAAUCAAUUUACUGGCGAUCCAUUUAUACGUUGUUUACAGAUAAUAGAAGAACCACCAAAUAUACCAGAAAACCCUUGUCAACCAUCUCCUUGCGGUCCUAACGCUGAGUGUAGACCACUUAACGAUUCGCCUUCCUGUUCUUGCUUACCAGAAUUUAUAGGUUCACCUCCCAAUUGUAGACCUGAAUGUGCCAGUAAUAGCGAAUGCAGUAACAAUCUCGCAUGUAUAAAUAAUAAAUGUAAAGAUCCAUGUCCGGAUACUUGUGGACAAAAUGCUCAAUGUCGCGUGGUUAGUCACACGCCAAAUUGUGUCUGCCUGGAAAAUUAUAUUGGAGAUCCUUUUGUUUUCUGUACUCCAAAACCUGCUGAACCAAUACAAACCACACCAUGCCUUCCAUCGCCUUGUGGUAUCAAUGCAAUAUGCAGAGAACAAAAUGGCGCAGGUGCUUGUAUCUGCGAAUCAGAAUUCUAUGGAAAUCCUUAUGAAGGUUGUCGCCCUGAGUGUAUCCUAAACUCAGAUUGUCCAUCAAAUAAAGCCUGUAUGAAAAAUAAAUGUCAAGAUCCUUGCCCUGGCACGUGCGGUCAAAACGCAGAUUGCCAAGUAAUCAAUCAUUUACCGUCUUGUGUUUGUCGCUCAGGAUACACAGGAAAUCCAUUUAUAUUUUGCAAUAUUAUACCUUAUAAACCACCAGAGGAACCAAAGAACCCUUGCAGCCCAUCGCCUUGUGGUCCUAAUAGCCAAUGUCGCGAAAUUAACGGUCAAGCAGUAUGCUCUUGCUUAAUAGAUUACAUAGGAACUCCACCCAGUUGUAGACCUGAAUGUGUAAUAAGUUCAGAAUGUCCACUACAUUUGGCCUGCGUAAACCAAAAAUGUAAAGAUCCUUGUCCAGGAACGUGUGGCAUAAACGCACUUUGCAAAGUGGUCAGCCACAAUCCAAUAUGCUCUUGCAAUCCUGGACAUACAGGAGAUCCAUUUACUAGAUGUUCUCUCAUUCCAAAACCACCCGAAGACAAACCAACUCCAAACCCAUGUUUCCCAUCACCCUGCGGACCAUACUCAGAAUGCAGAGACAUUGGCGGCAAUCCAUCCUGCUCUUGUCUCAUUGGUUACUCCGGAACACCGCCAAAUUGUAAACCCGAAUGUACUACAAACGAAGAAUGCUCUAGUAAUAAAGCGUGCAUAAGAGAAAAAUGUGUUGAUCCUUGUCCUGGAUCUUGCGGAAUUUCUGCACAAUGUUCAGUUAUAAAUCAUACCCCAAUUUGUGUUUGUCCAUCGAAAUUUACAGGAAAUCCAUUCACCAAUUGUUAUCCUGAACCAGUAGAACCGCCAAAACCACAAGAUUUAUGCAACCCAAACCCGUGUGGUACAAACGCUCAAUGCAAAGACGGAAUUUGUACAUGUUUACCCGAAUAUCAAUUCGGUGAUCCAUACACAGGAUGUAGACCUGAAUGCGUUUUGAGCACUGACUGCUCAAGAAAUAAAGCAUGUAUUAAAAACAAAUGUACUGACCCUUGUCCUGGUACAUGCGGCCAAAAUGCUGAAUGUAAUGUAGUUAAUCACAUUGCAAUGUGUUCUUGUCAACCUGGCUACAGUGGAAACCCAUUCGUAUUGUGCAAACCUAUUCCGCCUCCAGUUGAACAACAUCCAUGUAACCCAACACCUUGCGGACCAAACAGUAUAUGUAGAGAAGUUAAUAAUCAGGCGGUUUGUGCUUGCGUCGCUGGUUACAUAGGAAGCCCACCAACUUGCAGACCUGAAUGCGUUUCAAGCUCAGAAUGCCCGUUAAAUUUAGCGUGUGUAAACCAAAAAUGUAUCGAUCCAUGUCCUGGAACUUGUGGCUUAAACACUGAAUGUCACGUUAUCAAUCAUAAUCCAAUUUGUACUUGUCUCAAUUUAUACAGUGGAGAUCCCUUCACGCAAUGCACAAUUAUUCCACAAGAUGUAGAAGUUAUUGACCCUUGUAAACCAUCGCCUUGCGGUCCAAAUUCAGAAUGUAAAGUUACCAAUGACCAAGCAUCUUGUUCAUGUCUACCAACUUUCAUAGGGUCGCCACCAAAUUGUCGUCCUGAAUGCGUCAGUAACAGUGAAUGUCCCAAUCACUUAGCCUGUAUUAAUACGAAAUGCGCCGAUCCUUGUCCUGGAACUUGUGGCUCAAACGCGCAAUGUCGAGUUGUGACUCACACGCCAAAUUGUAUUUGUCUUCCUGGCUUUAAUGGAAAUCCAUUUAUUCAAUGUGUAGAAGAAAAACCAAUUGUAACACCUGAACCACAAACACCAUGCGUGCCAUCACCAUGUGGAAUCAAUGCACAAUGUAGGGAACAAAAUGGUGUUGGCGCCUGUAUAUGUCUUCCAGAAUAUAUUGGAAAUCCAUACGAAGGAUGCAGACCCGAAUGUAUCUAUAAUACUGAUUGUCCAUCAAACAAAGCUUGUAUAAGAAAUAAGUGCCAAGAUCCUUGUCCUGGAACUUGCGGACAAAAUGCCCAAUGUCACGUUUUAAACCAUUUACCAUCGUGUAUUUGCUUACAAGGAUACACCGGAAAUCCAUUCUCUUUCUGUACUUUAAAAGUUGAAUCACCUCCGGAACCAGAAAAAAAUCCAUGCCAACCUACGCCUUGCGGCCCAAAUAGCCAAUGUAAAGAAAAUAAUAACCAAGCAAUUUGUUCCUGUCUCCCAGAAUUUAUAGGAUCCCCACCAAGUUGUCGACCUGAAUGCACAAUUAGUUCAGAAUGUUCAUUAGACAAAGCUUGUAUUAAUCAAAAAUGUAAAGAUCCAUGUCCAGGAGCUUGUGGCGUCAACAGUAGAUGUCAAGUCAUCAACCAUAGUCCAAUUUGUUCUUGCAAAGACGCACAUACUGGAGAUCCAUUCACUAUUUGUACCCCUAUACCACCACCGCCACCAAGAGACCCGGCUAUACCGCCAAAUCCUUGUGUACCAUCACCAUGUGGACCUUUCUCAGAAUGUAGAGAUAUCGGUGGAACACCAAGUUGCUCUUGUCUACCAACUUAUCUAGGAAGCCCUCCAAACUGCAGACCUGAAUGUACAACAAACUCCGAUUGUACUUCAAACUUAGUUUGUAUCAACCAAAAAUGUAGAGAUCCUUGCCCUGGACUUUGUGGCUUAAAUGCGGAUUGCAGUGUAAAUAAUCAUAUUGCAACUUGUGUAUGUAUCAGUGGAUACAUUGGCGAUCCAUUUACACAAUGCAAACCUAAACCACCUCCGCCUGUAGAAACUGAUCCUUGCAAUCCUUCACCAUGCGGACCUAACGCUCAAUGUAAUAAUGGAAUUUGUACGUGUUUACCCGAAUAUCAAGGAGAUCCUUACAGAGAAUGUAAACCUGAAUGUAUCUUAAAUACGGAUUGUCCUAACGAUAAAGCAUGUCUAAGAAAUAAAUGUAAAGAUCCUUGUCCUGGAACAUGUGGCACCAACGCAGAAUGUAAAGUUAUCAAUCACAUUCCCAUGUGUACUUGUAUUAAGAAUUAUGUGGGAAAUGCUUUCGUAGCAUGCCAACUUUCUGAAGUAACAUCACCACAAAACCCAUGCAUACCUUCUCCAUGUGGUCCAAACAGUCAAUGCAGAGUGAUUAAUCAACAAGCAAUUUGUUCUUGCGUUCCUGGAUUUAUUGGAAGUCCACCAACUUGUAGACCUGAAUGUGUUACUAGCUCAGAAUGUCAAUUAAAUCAGGCUUGUGUAAACCAAAAAUGUAUCGAUCCUUGUCCUGGAACAUGUGGUAUUGGGGCUAGAUGCCAAGUAAUUAAUCACAAUCCGGUUUGUAGUUGCCCAGAGUCCUAUACUGGAGAUCCGUUUAGUAGAUGUCUACCAAUUCCUAAAGAACCACCAAAACCAACAGACCCUUGCCAACCCUCACCAUGUGGUCUCAAUGCACAAUGCAAAGUAAUCAAUAAUUCCCCAUCAUGCUCGUGCCUCCCAGAAUUUAUAGGAGCUCCACCGAACUGUAGACCAGAAUGUACCAGUAAUAGUGAUUGUGAGACAAAACUUGCUUGUAUCAAUAGAAAAUGUCAAGAUCCUUGCCCUGGAUCAUGUGGAGUUAAUGCUAUAUGCAGAGUCGUUAGUCAUACUCCAAAUUGUGUCUGCAACGAUGGUUAUGUCGGUAAUCCGUUUAUUUCAUGCCAACCUAUGCCACCAGCACCACCUGCUUUUGAACAACACAAUCCAUGUACUCCAUCUCCGUGUGGUGCAAACGCAAUUUGUAGAGAAUCUAAUAAUGCGGGAUCUUGUAUGUGUCUGCCAGAAUACAUUGGAAAUCCUUAUGAAGGUUGCAGACCUGAAUGUGUUUUAAAUUCGGACUGUCCAUACAAUAAAGCUUGCCUACAAAAUAAAUGCAAGGAUCCAUGCCCUGGAACUUGCGGCCAAAACGCCGAUUGUCAAGUUGUAAAUCAUAUUGCAACUUGUAAUUGUAAACCAGGAUUUAUUGGCAAUCCAUUCCAAUUUUGCAAAAUUCCCGAAGAAAUUCCCCGUCCUGAUGUAUGUAAUCCAUCACCUUGCGGACCAAACAGUCAAUGCAAAGAACUCAAUCAACAAGCCAUAUGUUCUUGUUUACCUCAAUUUAUUGGCUCACCUCCAUCUUGUAGACCUGAAUGUACAUCAAGUUCAGAAUGUGCUCUAAACAAAGCUUGUGUUAAGCAAAAAUGCGUUGAUCCUUGUCCAGGAACUUGCGGUUUGCAAGCUCAGUGCAUCGUUAAUAAUCACAAUCCAAUUUGUAGUUGCCUUACUGAUUAUACUGGAGAUCCAUUUACUAGAUGUUACUUACAACAAAAACCUGUUACACCACCGAGUGAACCGAUUAAUCCAUGCGUACCAUCACCAUGCGGUCCAAAUGCUCUUUGUCGCCCAAUUGGAAACGUUCCAUCGUGUUCUUGCUUACCCCAAUUCAUUGGGUCACCGCCAAAUUGUAGACCGGAAUGUACAAGCCAUAAUGAAUGUCCAAACAUUUUGGCGUGCAUACAACAAAAAUGCAAAGAUCCUUGCCCAGGAUCAUGUGGUUCAUAUGCUACCUGUUCUGUGGUUAAUCACAUACCAAUUUGUACAUGCCCCGAUACUUAUACAGGAGAUCCAUUUAGUAAUUGUUAUCCAAAACCACCACCACCACCUGAACUACCAAAAGAUCCUUGUAAUCCAUCACCGUGCGGAGCAAACGCUCAAUGCAACAAUGGUGUUUGUACUUGCUUAAGUGAAUAUUUAGGAGAUCCAUACCAAGGGUGUAGACCGGAAUGUAUAUUAAGCACAGAUUGUUCGAAAUCUAAAUCAUGUAUAAGAAAUAAAUGCGUUGAUCCAUGCCCGGGAACUUGUGGCCAAAAUGCAGAAUGUGUUGUGUACAAUCACAUCCCAAUGUGUAGUUGUAGGCAAGGUUUCACCGGAAACGCUUUCGUCGUAUGCAAUCCCAUCAAGGUUGAGUUACCUCAAAAACCAUGUACACCUUCACCGUGUGGUCCAAACAGUCAAUGUAGAGAAAUAAAUAGUCAAGCAGUUUGUUCUUGUUUACCAAAUUAUAUAGGAAGCCCACCGACUUGCAGACCCGAGUGUAUAACUAGUUCGGAAUGUCCUCAAAACGAAGCUUGUGUAAAUCAAAAAUGUAUAGAUCCCUGUCCUGGUACUUGUGGAUUUGAGGCUUUAUGUAACGUUAUAAACCAUAAUCCAGUAUGUAGUUGUCCAUCGAGAUAUACUGGAAAUCCUUUCACCAGGUGUACAUUGAUAGUUGAAGAAAUACCCACACCAGACCCAUGCAAAUUCUGUGGUCCAAAUUCAUUUUGUGAUCGAAGUCUUACUCCACCAGCAUGCAAAUGUCUUGAUGGUCUUUUAGGAUUGCCACCAAAUUGCAGACCUGAAUGUGUAAGCAAUAAUGAAUGUCCAAAUCAUUUAGCGUGUAGAAAUCAAAAAUGCGUUGAUCCAUGCCCCGGUGUUUGUGGUCCAAGCGCAAUUUGUAGAGUGGUCAGUCACACCCCGAUUUGUAGUUGUCAAGAUGGUUUUGAAGGUGAUCCGUUUAGUGGAUGUAGAGUCAUCGAAAAACCACCAGAACUUGUUACUCCAUGUAUACCAUCACCCUGUGGAGCUAACGCAGUUUGCAAAGAAAGAGGAAAUGUAGGUUCUUGUAUGUGUUUAUCCGAAUAUAUUGGAGAUCCUUACGCUGGAUGUAGACCUGAAUGUACAAUUAACACUGAUUGCUCCCCCAAUAAAGCCUGUAUUAGAAAUAAAUGUCAAGAUCCGUGUCCAGGAACUUGUGGCCAAAACGCUUAUUGUCAAGUUAUCAAUCAUUUACCAUCUUGUAGUUGUAACGCAGGAUAUACGGGUGAUCCAUUUAGAAUUUGUAGCAUUAUUAGGGAAGAAGAACCGAAACCAAUUAACUUAUGCAGCCCAUCUCCGUGUGGUCCAAACAGCGAAUGUAGAUUAAUCAAUAAUAACGCUGUUUGUAGUUGUCUUAAAGACUACAUUGGUAGCCCACCAAGUUGUAGACCCGAAUGUACUGUUAGUACUGAAUGUUCAACCGAUAAAGCCUGCAUCAACAGACACUGUGUUGAUCCUUGUCCUGGCGCAUGUGGAAUCAAUGCUAAAUGUCGAGUAUUUAAUCACAGCCCACUUUGUUCAUGCGAUAUAAACCACACAGGAGAUCCAUUCAUAAGAUGCUUACCAAUACCACCACCAACCGUGAUACCAAGUCCACCAAAUCCUUGCAUACCAUCACCUUGUGGUCCACACUCGCAAUGCCGUGAUCUGGGAGGAAUUCCAUCUUGUUCUUGCAUGUUAGGAUACUUUGGAAGUCCACCAAACUGUAGACCUGAAUGCGUCAUCAGCUCAGAUUGUAGCAGUAAUUUAGCUUGCAUAAGAGAAAAAUGUACAGAUCCGUGUCCUGGUAGCUGUGGCGCCAACGCGAUUUGUUCUGUGGUUAAUCACAUCCCAAUGUGCAGUUGUUUGGAUGGUUAUGUUGGAGAUCCAUUUAGUUACUGCAACUUAAAACCACCAAGUCCCCCUGUACCUAAAGACGCAUGCAACCCUUCACCGUGCGGUCCUAAUGCACAAUGCAACAACGGAAUCUGUUCAUGUCUACCUGAGUAUCGAGGCGACCCUUAUAUUCAAUGUAGACCUGAGUGUGUUCAAAAUAACGACUGUCUAAAGAACUUAGCUUGCAUAAACAAUAAAUGUAAAGAUCCUUGCCCUGGUAUAUGUGGACAAAAUGCCGAAUGUUCUGUCUUGAAUCAUAUCCCUUCAUGUACCUGUAUUCAAGAUUUCGUAGGUGAUCCUUUCUAUAUUUGCAGAAAGGUGGAAAAUGAACCUACCGACGCAUGUAACCCAUCCCCGUGCGGUCUAAACAGUCAAUGUAGAUCUCUUAAUGGCCAAGCAAUUUGCUCUUGCCUAAUAGGUUACAACGGCCACCCACCAAAUUGCAAACCUGAAUGUAUUUUAAGUAUCGAGUGCCCAUUAAACAAAGCUUGUCUUAAUCAAAAAUGUGUUGAUCCAUGUCCUGGAACUUGCGGAAUAUCAGCAACUUGUCACGUGGUUAAUCACAACCCAGUGUGUAGUUGCCAACCACCCUUAAUCGGCGAUCCCUUCGUUCAAUGCAGGCCUCCUCCGCCAGAAUUACCACCCCCGCCCAAACCAGAACCGUGCUUACCAUCUCCUUGUGGCGCGAAUGCUAGGUGCGAACCAACACCAGUCGGAGGAUACAAUUGUCUUUGUUUACCUGAAUAUAUUGGAAUUCCACCAAAUUGUAGACCUGAAUGCGUCAGUAACUCAGAGUGCCCAACAAACCAAGCAUGUAUAAACCAAAAAUGUAAAGAUCCUUGUCCUGGAUCAUGUGGAUUGAACGCCGAAUGCCACGUGGUUCUCCACAUUCCAAACUGUAUGUGUAUAAAUGAUUACGAAGGAAAUCCAUUUGCCGUUUGUUCUAAAAGACCACCACCUCCAACGCAACCACCUAAGGUGGAUCCUUGCUAUCCAUCACCUUGUGGAUCCAACGCUAGAUGUCGUAUCGAGAACAACUACGGAGUUUGCGAGUGUCUUCCAGAAUAUCAUGGAAAUCCUUACGAAGGUUGUAGACCCGAAUGCGUGGGCAACUCAGAUUGUCCGAUGAACAGGGCUUGCAUAAGAAAUAAAUGUGAAGAUCCUUGCCCUGGAACCUGCGGAGUCGGUGCUACAUGUGACGUACGAAAUCAUAUCCCAAUAUGUUCAUGUCCAACAGGAUUUAUAGGAGAUGCGUUUAGGCAAUGUUUACCAACCGGACCAGAACCAUCACCUUGUCAACCAUCACCAUGCGGUUUAAACACAAUCUGUAAAGAAUUCGACAAUAGAGCAGUUUGUGAAUGUUUACCGGGUCUCUUCGGAAAUCCAUCAACAAGUGGUUGUAAACCAGAAUGUACCAUCAGCGCAGAUUGUCCUCUCAAUAAAGCUUGCUCAAACAUGAAAUGUAUCGAUCCAUGUCCAGGAGUUUGUGGUUUUAAUGCCCAGUGCAAUGUAAUCAAUCAUAGUCCAGUAUGCACAUGUCCACCACCUCUUAUAGGAAAUCCAUUCACUCUCUGCAAAGAACAACAAGAAAUCGAAAUAGAUCUAUGUAACCCAUCACCUUGCAACAUCAACGGACAAUGCCAAGUAGUAAACAGUGUUGCAAUAUGCAUCUACCCAGAAUGUAUCAUCAACCAAGAUUGUCCGAGAGAUAAAGCUUGUUAUAAUCAAAAAUGUAGAGAUCCUUGCAGAGAUGCUUGUGGCUAUAACGCAUUAUGUCAAGUCAUCAAUCACAAAGCAGUUUGUACAUGUCCAAACGGAUACGGUGGAAUACCAGAGAUUGAAUGUAAAAUACAACCAGUUCCGGUACCAAGACCCGAAUGUAUUCAAGAUUCAGAUUGUGCUAAUGAUAAAGCCUGUAUUAACGAGAAAUGUUUGAAUCCAUGCACAUCAUCACCAGGAUUAUGCGGAUAUAACGCGGAAUGUAGAGUGCAAACUCAUAGAGCUAUUUGUAUAUGUAAAGGCGGAUUUACUGGAAAUGCCCAAACUGCUUGCGUUGAAAUUGGUUGCCGAAGUGAUUCAGAUUGUCCACCAAUUCAAGCAUGUGUUAAUCGUGAAUGUGUAGACCCUUGCAGUUUCACUCAAUGUGGUCUAAACGCUUUCUGCAGACCAGAUUCAUUCCACAAAGCCCGUUGUUAUUGUCCGGAUAGAUUCAGAGGUGAUCCUCAAAUCCGAUGUGAAAGACCCGAAUGCAGUAAUGACGAAGAUUGUCCAUACAAACUUGCUUGUCGCAAUGAAAGGUGUGAAGAUCCAUGCCGUUGCGGUCAAAGUGCUAUUUGUACUGUUUAUAAUCACAAACCCCAAUGCUCGUGUCCACCUGGUUUUAAUGGAAACCCAUUAGUAGCAUGCUCUUUAUCUAAGGAAGAUAUACCUGAAUGUAAAAUUGACGCAGACUGCCCAAGUAAAUAUGCGUGCUUUAGUGGUUCUUGCAAAAACCCAUGUAUUGUCGCUAAAGCAUGUGGAAUUAAUGCUGAAUGUUCUGUGGUGGAUACUCUUCCAUUGCGAACAAUGUCAUGUUCGUGUUUAGCAGGAUAUGUAGGAGAUGCUGGUGAAAUAUGCAGAGCUGAAAAAGAAGGCUGUAAAACAGAUUCGGAGUGUCCGUUAACAACAACCUGCAUUAACGGAGAAUGCAUAAAUCCAUGUGUGGCGGCGAAUCCUUGCGUUCAAAAUGCUCAUUGUGAACCUCUCAACCAUAAGGCAGUUUGCAAGUGUCCAGCAGGAUUGGUUGGAAAUCCAUUCAUUUCUUGCUCACCAGUCAGCAACAUCGAGCCAGAAUGUACUAAAGAUCCAGAUUGUUCAAAUGAUAAAUCUUGUAUAAACCAACGUUGCAAAGAUCCUUGUAUUUCAAAUCCUUGCGGAACAAACGCAGAUUGUCAAACAUCUUUCCACAGACCAGCGUGUUAUUGUCCUGAUGGUUGGGGUGGUGAUCCUCAAGUGAUGUGCUACAGACCAGAGUGCAAAGUCGACGAUGACUGUCCGUACAAUAAAGCUUGCAUUAACUCGAACUGCUUAAAUCCCUGCACAACCACAUCUUGCGGUCAAGGAGCCCAAUGUAUAACUCAUAAUCAUCGUGCUCAAUGUCAAUGUCCAGCUGGAUCGCAAGGCAAUCCACUAGUUUCUUGUAUAACCGGCGUCUGCCAAUACAACGAAGACUGCGCCGAUCACGAAGCGUGCGAUAGACUUAAUAGAAUUUGUCGACCAGUUUGCGAUGACGAAACCUGUGGAGACAAUGCCCGAUGUGUCGGAGAAAAUCACCAAGCGAAAUGUAAAUGUCCACCAGGAAAAUACGGAAAUCCAUAUAUUGAGUGUAAAGAUACAGAACCAAGGGUACCAUUACCAGGUCCAGAAUGUACAACCGACUCAGAAUGUUCAUCACAAUUUGCUUGUAUCAACACCCGCUGUCAAAACCUUUGUGCAAUCUCAGAUUUCUGCUCGAUUGAUCAAGAAUGUCGAGUCUGGGAUACGCUUCCUUUAAGAACUUUCAUCUGCCAAUGUCCGGCCGAUACUUUUAAGGAUGAAUCCGGAAAAUGUAAACCAAUUGCUACACGAGGAUGUACCACGGAUUCAGAAUGUGACGACUCUAAGAAAUGCAUUCAAGGAAGUUGCAUAAAUGCUUGUUCUGUUGAUCAGUGUGGAAUUAACGCUUUAUGUGCUGAAAAAUACCACCAAGCGAUUUGUACUUGUCCACCGGGCCAUAACGGUAAUCCCCACGUUGAAUGUACUCGAGUGAGAAUACCAUUACCACCAACACCCGAAUGUUACUCAGACGACGAAUGCUCCUCCGAAUUGGCUUGUAGAAACCAAAUUUGCGUAAAUCCAUGUUCCAGCGAUAAAGUAUGCGCUAUCGGAGCUUUAUGUUCUGUUUCAGCGCAUAUUCCAAAUUGUAAUUGUCCUUUAGGAUAUGAAGGAAAUCCAAGAAUUGAGUGUGUACCCCCUAAAGGACCCGUAGCAGGUUGUAAACAAAAUUCUGACUGCGCUGGAUCUCAAGCUUGUAUUAAUGCUCGUUGUGCUAGUCCAUGCAAUUGUGGUCCCAACGCCGAGUGUAGAGUCGCAGGUCAUUAUCCAACGUGCUACUGCAGACCCGGUUAUUCAGGAAAUCCCCAAAUUGGCUGUACAAAACUUGAAUGUGAAACUGAUAACGAAUGCAACAACGACAAACAAUGCUAUAACGGUCAAUGUGUUAACCCAUGUAUUUUGGGAGACCCCUGUGCGUCAAAUGCGGAAUGUUACGGCCAUAAUCACAGAGCCAACUGUAAAUGUUUGUCGGGAUAUAUCGGCAAUCCUCUUCAAAAGUGCGAAUUGGUAGAAUGUCACGUAGACAACGAUUGUCCAUUAAAUCGAGCUUGUAUACAACAUCAUUGUAUCGAUCCAUGUUCUUCAAUUGCAAAUCCACCAUGUGCCCAAAACGCAAUAUGUUAUGUUCAAAAUCACGCUGCCGGAUGUAGAUGUCCAACAGAACUACCAGAAGGAAAUCCUUUGUCGUACUGUUACGCCUCGGUUAUUCCACCUGAAUGUCGUCUCGAUAUGGAUUGCCCAAGUAAAUUGGCUUGUAUCAAAAAUACUUGCGUCAAUCCUUGUACGAAAUUAUCGCCUUGUCACCCAACAUCGAAAUGUUCCGUUUUGGAUACAGUUCCUGUAAGAACCAUGACUUGUACUUGUCCCGAAGGAUGGGUACCAAACGAAAAUGACGAAUGCCAUCCGUUACCAAUUCCACCACCAGGAUGUGUCAGCGAUACCGAUUGUCCAAGUAAUGAAGCUUGUAUGAACAGGAUAUGUAAAAAUCCAUGUAACUGUGGAAAACAUAGCGCUUGCUUUGUCGAAAACCAUCGUCCUGUUUGUUCCUGUGAAAACGGCUUUGAAGGAAAUCCGGAAAUCGCUUGUUACGCGGUUGGUUGUAGAACUGAUUCAGAAUGUCAACCAGGAAAAUCUUGUGUCAAUUCGCAAUGUGUUAAUCCAUGCUUAGUUAAUGAUCGUUGCGGAAUAAACGCUCAAUGUCACGUUAAUAUAAACAGAGCUGAAUGUAGAUGUCUCAGUGGUUAUCGAGGAAAUCCGUAUGAUAGAUGUUUAAUAAUUGGGUGCACAUCAAACAACGACUGUUCUAACGAUAAACAAUGUAUUAACGCCCAAUGCAUAAAUCCUUGUAUCUUCAAAGAUCCUUGCUCGGCCCAAGCUGAGUGUAGAGUACAAAACCAUCUAGCUGUUUGCCGUUGUCCACCUGGAUUUAUUGGAAACCCAUACGUCGAUUGUCGAAGAGAACCAGAACCGGAAUGCAGAUUAGAUAGCGAUUGUCCACCUAGAUUAGCUUGUGUUAAUCAGAAAUGUAAAGAUCCAUGCGCAGUUUUCUUACCAUGUAGUAGUCCAUCAGAAUGUCAAGUAGCCAACACAGUUCCAGUUAGAACCAUGAUUUGUGUCUGUCCAUCUGGUUACAUUAGUAGCGGAAGUGGAACUUGUCAACCAACAAAAUCAAUCACACGAGUCAGUUGUAUAUCAGAUAAUGAUUGCGCAGCAGACAAAUCCUGCGUACAAGGAAUUUGUAAAAACCCCUGCAACUGUGGACACAACGCCGAUUGUCGCAUUAAAGAUCACAAACCAAUUUGUACCUGCAAACAAGGAUACAUUGGAAACCCAGAAAUCGAAUGUACCAAAAUCGGGUGUCGAUCAGAUUCCGAUUGCUCCAGUCAACAUGCUUGCAUCAACAGACAAUGCACACCUGCUUGUCCUGCCGAUAAAACCAUCUGCGGGAAAGACGCUGAAUGUUACGGAAUUAACCAUAGAGCUAUUUGCGAAUGUCCACCAGGAUUGAUUGGAAAUCCAAAAAUAAACUGCCUCACUAUUGGAUGUCGUUCCGACAGCGAGUGUCCAUCAAGCAAAUCAUGCAUUAAUCAAAAAUGUAAAAAUCCUUGCGAAGCUAAAAACCCAUGCGAUUUAUCCGCAGAGUGCAAAGUCUUUAAUCACCAACCGAUUUGCGCUUGUCCACCUGGAUUUAAUGGAAACCCCAUCUCUGGAUGUUUCCCAACUCAAACGAAAUGCAAAUACGACUCUCAUUGUCCAUCUCAAACGGUUUGCAUCGGCGGCGAAUGUAUUAAUCCAUGCAUCGAGAAAGAACCAUGCGGAAUUAAUGCUGUUUGCACCGUAUUAAAUACAGAACCCGUUAGAACCAUGAUAUGUCAAUGUAAAGAGGGAUAUCAAGGAAAUGCAGCUGUACAAUGCGACAAAACCACAUUCUGCAGAUUUGAUAAAGGUUACAUAAUAGCAACAGAUGGCAUUUGUAAAUGUCCACCAAAUACAGGUCUAAACGAAAACGACGAGUGCGUAAAAUGUUUACCCGAGAGAGGUUUUAUAGUUGAAAGAGGUCGAUGUGUUUGCAACUUAGAAAAAGGUUGGAUAAUCGACGAGAGAGGAAAAUGCGUGUGUCCAACCGAAUUUGGUUAUAAAUUGGAUGUCUCAGGAGCUUGCAAACCCAAAACAACCGGAUGUUAUAGCGACGAUGAAUGCGCUGACAAUAAAUAUUGCAACCUUGAAAGCGGAACGUGCGAAAAUCCUUGUAUUAAUCCUCAACAAAAAAUCUGUGGAUUAAACGCUUUCUGCAAUGCCACAAAUCAUCGUGCUGUUUGCGUUUGUUUAACAAAUUAUUAUGGAAACGCAGAAGAUGCAUGCUUACCAUACAAAGUAAUUCCUCCACCGGAUUUCCCACCACCCCAAAUGAACGUAAAAUGUCUUUCCGAUGGCGUUCAAGUAGAUAUUGACUUCCCCAAAGAAGAAUUUAACGGAGUAUUAUACGUAAAAGGUCACAGUAAAGACGAAGAAUGCCGAAGAUCUUUAACAAUAAGUUCAACAGAUACAGAAGAUCGUAAACAAGACUUCAAGGUUCAUUUUGGAAGUUGCGGACUUAUUUUAGUCAAUGGUAACGCCAGUUUUAUUCUCGUGAUUCAAAAACAUCCUAAACUCGUAACAUACAAAGCAAGAGCUUUCCACAUUAAAUGUAUUUAUCAAACUGGAGAACAAAACGUUACAUUAGGAUUUAACGUCUCUAUGAUAACGACCGCCGGUACCAUUGCAAAUACGGGUCCUCCACCAACGUGUUUGAUGAGAAUCGUGACAAAAACGGGCCAAGAAAUUUCAUCUGCCGAAAUCGGCGAUGAAUUAAAAUUGGAAGUGGAAGUUCAACCUGGUUCGAUAUACGGAGGAUUUGCUCGAAGUUGCGUCGCGAAAACUAUGGAAGGAACAACAGAAAACACUUACAUCGUAACUGAUGAAGACGGCUGCGCGACCGAUCCCAAAAUCUUUGGUGAAUGGGAUUACAGCACAGAUACCGAAAGUUUACAAGCCAGCUUUUACGCAUUUAAAUUCCCUAGUAGUGAUAACAUCAAAUUCCAAUGUAAUAUUAGAGUUUGUUUUGGAAAAUGUCAACCAGUUAACUGCCGAGGAUAUAACGCGUUUGGUAGAAGGAAACGUGCAAUUGAUUACAACGAAACAGAUACCGACGUAGCUUUACAACCAGAUACACUUAAUGGGCAACUUCGUGAAGAAAUUACGAUUCAUUCGAAUACGAUUCUAACAUUUGAGAGACGUGAAGAAAGACUAGUUGAUCCCACAGAAUCUCCUCUUGCUCAACGUGUGGAUGACAUUUGCGUCUCAAUGAUUGGCUUUAUAAUUGCCCUAAUAAUAACAGCUUUGUUAGCUCUGGUGGCGGUAGCAGUAGCAGUUUCAUGUUGGUUGAUGGCAUACCGUCGAAGACCAAAAGCAACUGGACCGCUUCCUCAUCCACCAGAAUUUCCAAAUCCACUAUUUACAACGCCUGAACCAAUGGCAGAACCAAGUCCCGAUUAUCUUACGUAACGGUGAAGAAAGUUAUCGAAGAAAAAAAAAAGUUAAUGUUUAGGGACAAUACGUAAAAAAGUAUUUUAAAAAAAGUGUCGUCUGUACAAUG
Molecule: messenger RNA, 64537 nt
Organism: Onthophagus taurus
Lineage: Eukaryota; Metazoa; Arthropoda; Insecta; Coleoptera; Scarabaeidae
Source: RefSeq, a predicted model, not a curated record